Podarcis lilfordi (Lilford's wall lizard) is the source of this 51247-nucleotide messenger RNA. The record is from the annotation of a GenBank genome assembly. NCBI's taxonomy places the organism in Eukaryota, Metazoa, Chordata, Lepidosauria, Squamata, Lacertidae.
AUGAGUUCUGCACCGAAUGGGCGCAAAAAGCGCCCCAGGUCCGCGGGCUCGAUCUUCCAGAUCAGCAAAACGCCGCUGCACAGCAGGGACGGUGAGCGCAGAGGCAGCGCCUCGGAGGGCGCCCCCAAGACCCAGAGACUAGCCGUGGAUGACUGCAAGAUGGUGGGUAAAACGCAACGGCUCUAACCCCCCCCCCCCGUUUCUUUUUGAAUGCAUUUGGCUUGUUCGUGGUAGGGACCACUCCUCUCCCCCCCCCACUUUUUUUUCCUUUUUCGCCUUGUCUAUUCUGAUCACGUGCAGUUGCACUAUUUGUAAAAACUGCAGUACGUAUUGGAGUUGACACCCUUUUUUCUCUCUCCCCCCACCCCGGUGAAGUCGUCGCGGCUUAAAAGACAGGCGACGUACAAACGACAUGGAGAAAGCGGGGAGGUGUACUGGGAUCUUGCUGGCGCUCGGGCAAACGUUUCUGUUGAUGUCUGGCGGGAAGGGGAGGAGGAGGGAGAAUGGGGUUAGGAGCCAGGGUUGGAUCGUCGAAGAAACAAUCUCCUGUGAUGUGGAGGGGAUAUUGUGGACUCCGUGCAUUCAGUGCACCCGAGGCUGCAAAAAACCGGACUAAGCACCUGUAACUCAAGCGCAGGCAAAAUCCCAGCCCAGGAGCUAGCUGCGUGUUGUAGGAGCUACACAGGAAGCGUGUAUUCGUGUGUGCAGCGGGGGGAAGAAUAUGCUUCCUUGUAUCCCGCCGCAACUGGGCUAACAGAUCUGACACAAAUAUCGAGAGGUCUGCUGGAUUCUGUUUGCAAGCCUCCCAAGACCAGCCCGAAGUGAAUCUGGCCAAAUCUCAGUGCUGAUGAACUGCUCUGAAAACUCCCCGCAACUGGAUAAACAGCUGCUGACUACUGCAAUCUCAUAAACUAGUUUCCUUUUGAGCAGAUCAGAAUUGCCCCCCUCGACUGGGUAGGGCAAAGCUGCUGCUGUUAUUUUUAAAGGAAAGUGUUUUGUGUAAGCACAGCCUAAACCUCAGUGCUAGGCAGAGUAAGAAGAGGGAGCCAAAAGCAUACUGUACUGUACUAGACCUUAUGUUACUGGUGAGGGGGGAUGCCCUAGGUUUUUAACUGCCCCCUUUUAUAUAGCUGUCUUGUACUAUGCCACUUUGGGUGGGUCUUCUUUUUCCCUCUUUUACUGCAUGUAAGGAGAAUAAUUUUCAACAAAGUGUGUCAAAACAGACACUGGCAUCAACUAGAAAUUAAGCCUUUCACAAGUGGUUGUAAGGCUGUAAUCCUGUAUACACGUUUCCUGGCAAUAAGUUCUGUUAAAAACAGCAGGACUUACUUUUGAGUAAAUGUGUAGGGUUGCACUGUAAGCCUUUAGUUUCUCUUAAACCUUGAACUUGUAACAAGUCAUGGAAGUUGAAAUAGAGUUAGAGAAGGCUUGCUUUUUUGCAGAUGAGCAAGGGGAAUUUGGGAGCUCUUACCUUGACAGGUGGCCCAAAUAGCCUGCACCCAUUAGUAGACCUCUUUUGUGUCGGAUGUGGACUGUGUUGGUACCAGAUACGUUAUGUAGCCAAGUAAGAAGCACAUCUGUCUUCUGUUUAAGUACUUAAUGCAAAUUCCUGGUAGCUCUGUUGAAAGUGUCCAAUUCAGAUAUUUACUGGGCCUGUAGUUAUUAUUAUUAUUAUGAGCACUUCUGUUCAGCACAAAGGUCUAAGAGGCCUAAUUUAAGCUAAUGUAGAUACAUGAGAUACAUAUAAUUAGUACAAUUUAUAUACACUUUUCAAGAUCUAUCCUAGUGUCAGUUGGUGGGACAGUUGAAUUUACAUUGAAGCAUUCUUACCCUAAUCCUUUGCACGUUUACUAAGAGUAAGUGCCAUUAAAUUCAGUAGGGCUUACUCCCAGAUUGUUUCGCGAUUGUAUUUUAAAUUUUUUUUUACAGUCCAUCAUGAAAAACUUGAAUUGAUCAUUGACUUUUCAGUUUAUGGAUUGAGCUCUGAAAAGAAAUUAAUUUGAACCUACUUUUAGCAGCAUCCUUGUUUCAUUGUAGCAGAUUUCUUAAUCCUUGCACUUUGCAAAAUUAUUUAUGCAACAAUGAGGGCUGGUAACUUAAACUUUAUUAAAAAUAAAAGCUGGAAUUCACAGGACUUUGCCAAGGCCCUGGAAGCUUCACAGAAGAGCUUUAGAGGAUAGCAUUGCCGAAUCCUAGCUUGGGCGAUCUGUCAAAUACAUAUUUUUGACAGUCCAGUGGAUUUUUAGGCUGGAAAGAAAAGACAUGGAAGAUUAAUUUUCACUCCACAACGCUUCUGCACAAUAAUACCUUGGAGCCUGAACAUACUGGGUGGAUUAUCCCUCUUUAUAGUAAUUCCUUGUAAAAAAAAUGUAAAAAGCCAAAAUUACUACUAGAUAAUAUGAGCUGUCUUUUAGUUAUGUGCUAAUAGCAGCAAUGAUUUGUGCAGUAGGAGCAAAACUGUUUUGAUAAUGCAAUUUGAGAUCAUGGCCCAACAUUUGGCUUUGAGAUCUAGGUUUUUGAUGAAAUUAGGAUCCAUGUUACCAUCAUGCAUUUGGUAGGGAUGCAGUUUCCCCCUGUUUUAUGGUAAGUUUGAGAAUUAAGGUUAAAAGCUGGGCAAACCUGGGAGGAUCAAUAUUGUUAUUUCUCUCGCAAGGAGACAUUUUAGAGAAAUCUGUUCAUGCUUUCCCUUGUUUCACAUCAUAAACAAAUGCAUUUUAUGACCACAAAAUAAAAUGAAGGUUAAUCAAAAGUAAAUUAGCACUUGAACAAAAUAAUAGUCUUGAUAGUGCUCAGCUUGUAAUGAUUUUCCAGAAGCGUAAAGAUGAAUUUGCUAGUUGAAUGCUGGUUUGAAGUAUUUCAGGUGGGGGAGGGAUCUGUUUUUCCAUCUUGUUUGUUUUGCACAGUCCAAAGAGCUUGCAGGAAUACUAAACGGUGAGGGCCUUUUCUAAUAGCUCUUAUUAGUCAGCAAGUUCAGAUUCUUGAGUCUAGUGAAAACUGCGUUGGAGCCAGAAAGAAAAUAAUUUAACAAUAAGUUAGCAAUCUCCAGUACAGAAAUGAAUGGCACAUUCCACUCCCUAGAUGGGCAGUAAAUUGCAAAUCAGUGGGGGGAAAGGAGGCAACUAUUUCUGGCAACAUUAUCUUCUUUCGUGAUAAAAUAAUCCCUCGGUUCUGAGAGAAGAGAAGCUGUUAUUUAUGCUUGCUACAAGAUUUAAAAAACACUUUCAAAUAUUUAGAGCUUGCAGGAUAUUUUUUUCCUACUGAAAAUGUAUACUCUGGAGUGUACAGAGGGCAGAUCCCACAAUAUCCUUAGCUGUUUAUGACAUCAUUGAGGCUGAGCCUGGUCCUGUUUAGUAUCCAAUAGUGCAGGCUCCUGCUGGGGAAGACACACACACACACACGCACACACGUCUUAUCUCUGAAGCACCUUGCAUUAGUAAAUAGGCAUAUAAUUUAUAUUCUUAUUUUUCAGCUUGUCCAGGAUUUCAACACCCAGGUGGCUCUGUAUCGUGAACUGGUCAUUUCCAUUGGGGAUGUCUCGGUCAGUUGCCCAUCUCUGCGUGCCGAAAUGCAAAAAAACCGAACCAAAGGAUGUGAGAUCGCCUAUCAGGCCCACCAAAAGCUAUCAGCAAUCUCUGGGUAGGAGGCUUCUUCCAUUUCUUCCCGUUCUAUACAUGUAGAAGCUUCUGGGUGGCUGAUAAUCCUGUGCAAGUCUCAGCAGAGAUGAUCGAGGGCUGUGGUGCAUUUAGGUGGCACAGAAUACUUCUGAAUUCCUCUUUUGACUCACUGCACACACUCAGCUUAUCUACUGCUUGGCCUUAGUUUCCCCUUGGGACCAGAUGAAUGUGUAGUCUCUACAGUGGUAAAGGACUACAACAGUGUUUAAGAGUGUUACAGUGAUUGUUUUUAUGCCUUGAUUAUGACUGGUCUCCUCAUACGUCCAAAACGACUCCAAACGAGAGGGUGGCAAAGAAUGUAGCCAGGGUUUAACCUACUUUUAACAUACUCCUUCUCCCGUAGAAACUCUAGAUGUUGUGUUUUUUGAGGAGAUACUGAAAAAUCUGUAUCAGAAUUCAAAGUAGUUCAACAAAGUGUGGUUCCCAGGACUGAGUGGGGGAUAGCCUGGUGUGGGACUAUCCUGGUUUAAAAUGCAUGUCUGUCUGUCUAUCUAUAUCUAUCUAUCAUCUAUCUAUCUAUCUGUCUAUCUAUCAUCUAUCUUCUCUAUCAUAUAACUAGUAGGUGGAAGUGCUAAUUCACUGAGACUGUUAAACUGUGAAUUGAUGAAUGCAAAGAAACAUGCUACAAAGAGUGGUGCUAGAUCAGUGGUAGCUAACCUGUAGGAAGAAUCUGCAGCUCCCUUCAGUCCUGACCAUUGGCCCUGCUGAUCGAGGCUGAUGCAGGUUGGGAGUCCAGCAACAGCUGGGUGGCCACAUUUUAGCCAUUCCAGAUCAGAUUUUGUAAAUAUGAAGCCAUAGAAGAAAGUUACUAGACCACAGCUAUGCAUGUCUCAUAAGCCUUUGCUAACCAGACAAUGGCAUCUCAGCUAAUGUAAUUUGCUGCCGGGUAGCUGGACUUUUGUGUGUCUUUACAAAGAAUGAAUGAAAGAAAGAAAGGUAAUUGCAGCUGAGACAGCAACUUAUACCAAAGAAAUUCAAUAAGCAAUACCCUGUUGAAAACGCCAUUUCCCUCUUGCAGGUACAGUUUGCAUCUGUAAAAUCUUUGCUUUUGUUUACAUGCUCACCUUUUAUAGCUGAGGUGCAAGCAGAAUUUGGAACACAUUUCAUUUACCUUGCCUGUUCGUUUUUAUGUAUCAAAACAUACAGGUACUAAUUGCACCUGCAAAAAGGAGGCUAAAAAUCUAUCCUUUUGAAAGCUUAUGCCAGGUAAGUAGUGAAUACUCAGUUUGUACACUAGAUACAUAGAGUUUGAUGCCCAUUAGGGUCUUUCUGAUAAACAUUUUGUAAUGCGCUCUCAGUUUGCACCGGUACUGAUAACUAAAUUGUUCUACAUGCCUUAGCUUGGCAUGAAGGAGGCUGAACAUACCCCAUCUUGUCACAUUCCAGAAGUAAAGAGGAAUCAAUGCAACUGCUGUGAUAUAUUUUGGAAUGAGGGCACAAAGUUACUAAUUUGCAGUGCCAAAUGCCCACAAAAUGGCUAGAAACAAAAUAUUUGCAGGUCCCAUUAUUCCACUAUUUUAUUAUUGUGACAGUUACAGGAAAUGCAUGGUAGUUGCCAUUCAUAUAUCAUGUACACUAGUUCUUAACAUCAGCUAUGACUGGGGAAAGAAGAUUAGGUGAAAAGCAAACCACUGUGAACUAAAUUGAAAGAUCUACCACAACCAUUCGGAGAAGCAUGGUUUGUAUUAAAUUUAUUGUGCUUGUAUAUUUUCUCAAGACCAUGGGCAAAUAUCUUUCCUCUUCUGCACUAAUUUGGUGUUUGGAUUAGCUCUUUAAUGUAUCAGGGACCAUUGGAUAGAUGAGGGAAGAACCCCCUUUAGAACUGUUAGCCACACUGGUUAACAUUACUGUAGCAACUGCAAAUUAAGACUUUAAGAAGAAUCUGGAGCUAAUUAGGCACAAACAAUGGGCAAUUGCAGUAGUUUAUAUAAUAACUCAUAUAGGUGAAUAGCUUCCAGAUGUCUUAAUACAGACUUGCCCAACCUGGCGCCCUCAAGACUGCAACUCCCAUCAUCACUGGCCAUUGGCCAGGCUGACUGGGAUUGGUGGGAGUUGCCGUCAAAAACAUAUGGAAGGUACCAGGUUGAGGAAGCCUGAUUUAAUAUCUAGAUAUAUCAGCUGUUUGGAAAAUUAAUUGCAAUUUUUCUCUUCUUGAAUUAAUCUUUUCAUGUCUCUGCUGUUUCUCUCAGCUCUAAAAAGAAAUUCAGGAAAUGCUAUUCAGAAAACCAGUAUUUUCCCAGACUGUGGGAACAUUCAGAAAAAGGAAUGUAAUGUGGGAAGUAUCAGAACUUGCAACCGUCUACAAAACAUGUUAUCUGUCCUAGAAGCCUUGCCCUGCAAUCUCAGGUGCCUGGGAGCAGGCACUCUGAAUAUACUGAGAAGCACUCUUCCCCAUUAUUACCUUGCAUACUCAUUAGCUGCAUUCAUGCUCUCAUUACAGACACAUGCCCUGAAGGAGUGACACAAAACAAACUGACCAGCCUAUGCAAUGUAGCUGCAUUGUGCAAUACUCUGGAUAGUGCUACAAAUGGACCAACCAUGGCAGCUUUAACUCCUGCUGAGUUCUUUUUUUUUUUUUAAUAAAAUAUUUAUUAAGGUUUUUUGAAAUAUUACAGUAAAAAUGAAAAAGAAAAGAGAAAAAUACAAAAUAAAAACAGUUAAAAACACACAUAUUUUCUAUUACUUAUUUUCCUUUAGCUUGUUUCCCGGACCUCCUCGUACCUCCCUUUUUGUAUUCCACUUCAAUUUAUUGGUUCAGCAAAUCCUUACCAUUAGAUUUUAACCCAUUUAUAACCCUUUUUUCAUAUUCUCAUAGAGCAUUACAGCUGGAAACCACUUAAUUACUAUCCAACAUCAUUCUAUCAUUCAUUAAUUUUACAAUAUUUCUGUAAAUAGUCUUUAAAUUUCUUCCAAUCUUCUUCCACCGACUCUUCUCCCUGGUCUCGGAUUCUGCCAGUCAUUUCUGCCAAUUCCAUAUAGUCCAUCACCUUCAUCUGCCAUUCUUCCAAAGUGGGUAGAUCUUGUGUCUUCCAAUACUUUGCAAUGAGUAUUCUUGCUGCUGUUGUAGCAUACAUAAAAAAAGUUCUGUCCUUCUUUGGCACCAAUUGGCGGACAAUGCCCAGAAGAAAGGCCUCUGGUUUCUUCAAGAAGGUAUAUUUAAAUACCUUUUUCAGUUCAUUAUAUAUCAUUUCCCAGAAAGCCUUAAUCCUUGGGCACGUCCACCAAAGGUGAAAGAAUGUACCUUCAGUUUCUUUACAUUUCCAGCAUUUAUUAUCGGGCAAAUGAUAGAUUUUUGCAAGCUUGACGGGGGUCAUAUACCACCUGUAUAUCAUUUUCAUAAUAUUCUCUCUUAGGGCAUUACAUGCCGUAAACUUCAUACCUGUGGUCCAUAACUGUUCCCAGUCAGCAAACAUAAUAUUAUGUCCAACAUCUUGUGCCCAUUUAAUCAUAGCAGAUUUCACCGUUUCAUCCUGAGUACUCCACCGUUUCAUCCUGAGUACUCCUGCUCAGUUCUUGCCAUGUCCCCCCAUCUCCCGAUUCUCAAAGUUUCUUGUAUUACUUUGCAGGUAGAACAAAGCAAAUUUUGCAACCUCUGCCUGUCGCUAGGUUGCCUGAGUAUUUUGAGCACCCCUGUCAUGCUAUGUUUCUUCAUAGCCAUAAUGUUUGGAUGAAGUUUUCAUAGUUUUAGCACCAAGGAGGCAGACGCAUACACUGUUAUCAUCAAACAGACAUUAUUAUCAUCACACACAGGUAACAAUUCCAUUUGCUUCCAUGAGCAUUCACUGGAGGCAUUUGCAGUCAAUUCAGUAAGCAGCAAUAAAAAGAUGCAAAAAAAACAACCACCACCCUUCCUUCAGAAACGUAGAUUUAAAAAAAAAAAAUAGGCCAGGUAUUUUGUGGCAAAGGAAAAGCAAAGCCACAGAAAUCAUGAGUAAACACUGACAAUAGCCCAUUGUACGUAUAAUAUAGGAACAUCGGAAACUGACUUAUACUGUCUUCAGACUAUUUAUUCAUCUAGAUUGGUGUUAUCUACUCUGCCAGUGGCCCUCUAGGGGUUCCAGCAGAGCUCUUUUCCAGAAAGAAAUCUUAACUGGAGACACCAGGGAUAGAAUUUAUGACCUUCUGCAAGUGGAGUGUCCUUUGCCGCUUUGCUUGGGUUCCUUUCAUAUAUGUGUGCUUAAGCUCCUUUGGUUUUAACAGGACUUGCAGUUCCAGUCCUAAGCAUGUUUACUCAGAAGGAAGUGAGUUCACUAGGAUGUAAAGGUAAAGAGACCCCUGACUGUUAGGUCCAGUUGCGGACGACUCUGGGGUUGUGGCGCUCAUCUCACUCUACUGGCUGAGGGAGACAGCUUCCGGGUCAUGUGGCCAGCAUGACUAAGCCACUUCUGGCAAACCAGAGCAGCGCACAGAAACGCCGUUUACCUUCCCGCCGAAGCGGUACCUAUUUAUCUACUUGCACUUUGACGUGCUUUCGAACUGCUAGGUGUAGUAAUUAGAUUUAGGGUUGCAACCUUACACCCCAUGCAGUUAAGUCUCAUAAUGUCCAUAACUUGUUUCAGGCAAGAAAAUGUCUUUUUGAGACAUCACUCAAACGUUGAAGAGCUGCAUGGGUACUCGUGAUUGUGCUCAGAACUUUGACAAGGCAUUUUUGAAUGUUCUAAUUUAUGGAUAAAUUAUAAAGUGUGCUGCAUUGGCCAGGCUCCACACUGUGACCAAAAGGAGAAUGCUUCCACUUGCACACAGUGGGUCUGGGAUGCGUGUUUUGGCAGCUCAACUGAGUGCAUUCCAUUGCAUCACAUGGGCAUCAUGCUCCUGGUAGUGAGAGGGGCUUGAAACUACCUAAUCCAUGACUGAUGAUCCACACAUUGAACUUUGGAUUAACACCGGUGUAUUGUUGCAUACCACACCAAUGUCUGAGCAGUGCGAGAUUCCAGGUGCGCUUUACCAGGGUCCGUGUUUCCUUUUGGAAAAUAAGGCACAGCAGAGACUGUGGUGUCUCUAUGAUAUAUGGUUUAUAUUCACAUACAGUGGUACCUCGGGUUAAGAACUUAAUUCGUUCUGGAGGUCCGUUCUUAACCUGAAACUUUUCUUAACCUGAAGUACCACUUUAGCUAAUGGGGCCUCCUGCUGCUGCGCUGCCAUAGCACAAUUUCUGUUCUCAUCCUGAAGCAAAGUUCUUAACCCGAGGUACUAUUUCUGGGUUAGCGGAGUCUAUAACCUGAAGUGUCUGUAACCCGAGGUACCACUGUAUAUACAAUCUGAGCCUAUGAUGGAGGACUUCACAGCAUUGACACUCCAAGUGGUUCUGGCUUCUCCCAUAGAAAUAGCAACCAUGGACUUAAGCAGACCCCAACCAUCACUCUUAAACGUUGCUCUCUAACUCUCUCUAGCCCUCUUUCUAUCUCUGUUGCAUUGCUCUUAACACCCUGCUCUAAGCUUCUGGGUUUUAUCUGUUGAGAGAGGGAGGGCCCAUUCAUCUGCAUCUCACACCUAGUCCUUUGACCCUGCGUACUCUUAAUGGCCCAUUCACACAGGCUAUUACCUCAAAAAGAAAUUAGCCUGACCUAAUUAGCUUUUCAAACUUGUUGAUUCCCUAGAAUUAAAGAGGUGUCUGACAUACAACUUAAUGUGCACAAAUCGAUUCUAACACGGUGGGAGUCUGACACACAAGCCUUAAUUAAAUUCUAACACUAGCUUGAUCUGGAAUUUAGGGUGUUUUGCACCCACAAACUCAUAAAAGUAUAUUCAAUGGGAAGUCCUUUUCCUGAAAUGCUUAGGCUCACCUUAAAGAAAGGAGAAAAACCCCAACCACAAUAAUUAUUAGAAUAAGUAGAGUCUUCCUGUGUAGUUUGACCACAGUGCUGGUUUUUAUUAUUUAUUUCUAUAGCGGUAAUUGCCAUUUCUGUAUAGUUCUCAUCAGUUUGCUGUGUGUGUCACCCAGCGCCUUGGGCAAAGCAACUGUAGCCCUGGCUGAGCAGCAGUGAAGCAUGACAGAGAGGUGUAGCAACUAGCACAUCUGCAGCUCUGCUUCUCAUUCCAGCUUGGGUGGAAGACGAUCAGGAGGCAAAACCCUGCUAUACCAGCCUGGAGCUGGCCCAGUGUUCAGGCCCCAUGGUGUCAUAUGGCAGCAGUGAGUCAAACCACAGUCCAUCUUGCUUGGUGUUUUCUUCAGUAGCUGCCUAUCCAAGGUUUCAGCAGAGAGCAUUCUUACCCUACCUGGAGAUAAAUGCCAGAGAUUGAAUCUAGGACCUUCUGCAUGUAAGGCAUGCUUGCUCUGCCACCCAGCAUGUAUACUUCCUUUGAACUCAGGAAUUUUCCCUAGCAAAAGAGUUCGAAAUUGGAUGCCUGGUUUCCUUUCUUGGUUUCGAGGCAGUCAUAGUGGUUUUUCGUCUUGUAGGGUUUGUUUUCCUUUGGUAACGGAUGAAGUAUUGAAAGAAAUGAGGACAAUAUAUUUCAUUCGUGAAGAAACAAAUGCCAGAGGUGCAGUAUAGAACAGCCUAGUAGUGGAUCAGGCCAAUGGCCCACCAAGUCCAGCAUCCUGUUAUCACAGUGACCAACGAGAUGCCUGUGGGAAACCUGCAAGCAGGAUUCCAGCACAAGAUUACUCUUCUCCUGUGGUUUCCAACAACUGGCAUUCAGAAGCAACAGGAUGCAGAGCAUAGCCAUCAUUACUGGGAGCCCUCGAUAGUCCUCUCUUCCAUGAAUUUGUCCAAUCCCAUGGAUCACUGCUUCCAAUGGAAGUGAAUUCCAUACUUAAACCAUUCUUUGUGAAGAAGCACUGUCUGUCCUGAAUCUUCCAACAUUCAGCUUCAUCGCCUGCCCAUGAGUUCUAAUGUUACAAAAGAGAGGGAGAAACCUUUCACCAUCUUCUUUCUCCUUGCCAUGCAUAAUUUUAUAAACUUCUAUCACAUCAUCACAUGUUUGUCCUUUAGCUAAACUAAAAAGUCCCCAAAUUCUGUAGCCUUUCUACAUAGGCAAGUCACUGCACGCCUUUGAUCAUUUUGGCUGCGCUUUCCUGAACUUUUUCCCAACUCUACUGUAUCGCUUUUGGAGAUGAGGAAAGACAAAUGAAUUCCAAAUUCCAUAUAUUCAUUUGCUGCUCAUUUUGAGCGGUUUGUUUUCCUCUAUCAAUCUGAAUAUGUCAGGUGAGGAUUACUGGGAGAUGGGGAGAAAAUGAGGGAAAGCGACCAUGUGAAAAUCCAAUCUUCAACUCAAAACACAUGUUAACAAAAGUGUUCCACAUUCUGAUGCGUCUUUUUGCCACAGUGAAGCUUCCAGUCACAGUGACAAGGAGAGGGAUUUGUGGAAGCGUAUAAAAGAUGGAGAUGAAGCCUUUGUUUGCCUGUGAAUUCUUUGUCCUUAAACACUGAUCAUUUGCAGAUUGCUCUGAUCCUUGUCUAGUGAAAAUCAGUUGCCAUACAGUCAUCUCUUACCAUUCCUUUAUGCAUUGUCAGUGUAUUCCACACUGUUUUCCUACCUUGUCUGUUCCCUUGUUCUUGGGUAGCUAUUGGUAGUUUAGAGACAUAUAUCAGUGAGAUCAGACAAUGUGCUUGACAUAUUCUUUAUUCAUCAAAGCAUCUAGUCUGUGUGAAUGUGUCCCUUCACAUUCUAUAAAAUGGGAGCCCUUUAUACUAUAUGUAUGAAAUUGGGUGGAUGGUGAUCCAUGGUAGAUUGUAAAAUGCCUAAAAAAGUAAUGCCAUUUUUGUGGGAAACGUGUAAAUCAGGCCAAUGAAGAACAGGUGCAUUAUGCAUUGUAAGCACUGGAAAACAAAUGGGAGUAAUGAAAACUAAUGUGAUUUUGAUGAAUUAAUAACUGACCGAGAGGUUUUAAUAAUAAAAGUAAAUGGAUGUAUCCAUUACUUAAAAUGUUUUCAGCUAGCCAAAGUAGCUUGAUGUACAGAUGUGACCAAGUGAUAAUUUUUGUCUCAGUGCUAUAAAAAGCUUCCCCUGCUAAUUUCUUCGUAUCACACUGUUUUUAAGGCACAAGAGCAGCUUAGGCCACCAUCCAAAGCUUUGGACAGCUAUUGUCAUUCUAAGUAGGUAGGAGAGGUAUAUACUUCCUAUGUACCUGAGAAACUGUUAAAGGAGGCACAUUUGGGCAAAUGUUCAACUUUGGAUAUGCAUUAAUGCUCAAAUGAAGGAAUAAGCUUUGGGUGCAUUUGACCCUGCACUGCCAUGGCACUAUUGCUUUCUCACACAUACUUUCUGAACACAUUUCAUCCCAUUUUGAAUCUUUCCAGUAGUGCAAAGGAAAUUCUCAAACAUAAAUUCCUGGUUUUGUCACAUAUAUUUUUGUAUUCUUGCUAUUAUUUUUAUUAUAUUUUACUGCAUCUUAUUGCCAGAGGACAUUGUGUGCAGGAAAUACAGCCAGAUUUCUUUAUAAUAAUGCUUCUGCUGUAUUCAAGGUUUUUAUGCUCUCCAUCUAUUUAAUGUAUAGCGUAAUCUAGUUUAAUAAACUGUGUUCAGAAUCCUUUUCGCUGCUUCUCUGACUCCACCCCUGUCUGCAAGAACACAGCAACUUCAGAAGAUAUAAAUAUAUACUACAGAUUGGAUAUAAUAUGAAUGGGUGAAAUGCACCCAGUUUUCAUUUGAGAUUAGUUUGUACAAGAGAACAUAUAUUAAAAUGUAAAAAAGUACGUUUAUAGCUUAAAGGCUGUAUCCAGCGUAGUACUAAGUUAAAGUCACUCAGCAGUAUACAUGCUGCUUUGGUGAAAUGUUCUAUGCCAGCAGAAUGCUGUGCAAGAGAAUGCAUUGUUGUUGGUUAUUUGCUUGUACAGUUGGUUGCACAAUCCAUUGGUUGCGUGUCUGUUGUGCAAUGAGUUUCUGCUAAUGCACCUGGAGUGUUGGAUUCCUUUGUUACACAACAUUAGAACUCCCCUGUCUACUAGUGCAAGAGUAUUGGAUACGGGCCUAUAUGUUUAAAGAAAACAGCAUUAAACUUGAGAUUUUUACAAGUCAAAGUAACAGAUUUUCCCCCAACAUAAUAAUAUAUCACACUUUAUAUUCAUUAUAAGGGGCGCAGUUGGCGCUGUGGGUUAAACCACAGAGCCUAGGACUUGCCGAUCAGAAGGUCGGCGGUUCGAAUUCCCGUGACGGGGUGAGCUCCCGUUGCUCGGUCCCUGCUCCUGCCCACCUAGCAGUUCAAAAGCACAAAGUGCAAGUAGAUAAAUAGGUACCGCUCUGGCGGAAAGGUAAACGGCGUUUCUGUGUGCUGCUCUGGUUUGCCAGAAGCGGCUUAGUCAUGCUGGCCACAUGACCCGGAAGCUGUACGCUGGCUCCCUUGGCCAAUUAAGCAAGAUGAGCGCCGCAACCCCAGAGUUGGCCACGACUGGACCUAAUGGUUAGGGGUACCUUUACCUUUACCUAUAUUCAUUAAGUGUAAUGACCGCUUAGAUCAGCUAAGCUAUUUUAGAAUACCUUUUUAUAUUCUUUUGCCAUCUUUUAAAAGUACUCUUUUGUACUAUUGGAUAAUAAUAAACACUUUUUAAAAAUAGAUUAAUUUUUUUAGACCUCAUUGGAGUCUUUAGGAAAAACAACUGCAGAACUGUUCCAGUAGAUUCUCCAGAGUCCUGGUCUGAGCAUAUUGCAGAGUUUUAACUUGCAAAUCUAAGCAUGCUAUCUUGGGAUUAGGGACUGUUGAAACAAGUGGAUUUUAUUAUGUUUAGGAUUUUGUUGCAAGGUUCUGGUUGUUUUGGCUGUUUUUACUAAACAGGAAUAUGAUAAUGUGCACGAUGGCCAAAUUCUCAUAUCUGUAAAAGCUUCAUCUGUUCCACUGAAGUGGUGGAUUGUAUAUGUUUACAAUAAUAUUAUCUGCCCGAAGUCUUUCAAAUGGGAUGGGCCUUAAAUUGAAUACAUAUGCUUACAACUAAGCUGUACUGGAAAACUUUGUCCUACUUAAAUGUUGGAAUUAUUGCAUGUCACGUAGUUGAAGCAUGCAGGAUUACUGCUAAGGAAUUUUGACAACCUUUCUUUAAAUAUUGUGUUGCUGGCGUUUCCGGUAUAGAAAAUGUCAUUCCCAUGUGUUACUGGGAGAACUACUGGGGAAAUUCAUAAUUCUUUGAAUUCUUGGCUCCAAUAGUGUCUGAAUCAAAGUUUUACCAAAAUAGCAGAAUUACAGUGAUAGUGAAGGAUGCUGGAUCCAUCUCUGGAAUCAUGGCACAGAAUACAAGUACAGUGGUACCUCGGGUUACAUACGCUUCAGGUUACAUAUGCUUCAGGUUACAGACUCCGCUAACCCAGGAAUAGUGCCUCAGGUUAAGAACUUUGCUUCAGGAUGAGAACAGAAAUCGCGCGGUGGCAGCAGGAGGCCCCAUUAGCUAAAGUGGUGCCUCAGGUUAAGAACAGUUUCAGGUUAAGGGGGCCACUAGGGGGCGCAUUGGAAGAUGGCCGACAAUACCAUCUCUCCGACCCACACGAGGUAAUUAAGAGGCUGUUAUGGGAAUAGGCAGCCUCCCUUGUUGCCCCAAGGAAAUGGGGAACACUGCCCUUGCCUGCUGUGCCCAUAAAUCACCCCCUAAUUCGAAAGAAGGGGGUGAGGGCCCUAGGCAGAAUGCCCCCGUGUGGACAUCGGCUCUCCUGGACACUGUCUCUGAUCGCGCACUAGUUGCAGCAAUUUGGAAUAAUUAAUUACAAAAGAAGCAAAUGCACAUAUUUCAAGUGAAGAAGGGGAGUGAAGUCUGCUAAUUUAAGUGACCUCUGCGAAAGAAGACGACGGGCUGGAGAAACAGGAAUAUUUUACGAUGAAGAUACACCAAAGGCGGGGUAUGUUGACAACGGGGCUGAAUGGGGGAACCUUUUUACUUUCCUUCUAUGUGAUUUACAAGAACCCCUCCUCAUUAGAACCGUCGGUUGAACUGACCCAAGCAGGAUGAUUAAGGUCUGUGUGGAGAUAAACUUUAACCAAAAGUAUGCUUUAUGGAGACCGAGAAGCAAUAAGAGCUCUUGGGAAUGGCGCAGCAAUUAAUUCGGAGUCGCCAUCUUGCCAAAGGAUUUAUAGCCGGGAGGAAGAACGGAUUUGUUUUCAGACUGAAUUCCUAGUGAAUCUCCUCAGAGGUUUUGAGAAAGGAGGCAGAUUGGUGAAGACUAAUGAUGCUAAGACUGUUUUGAUGUAUGGAAGUGAUGUUAUAUGGAAAACGUCUGGAUAUGGCUACUGGAUAAAAAAAUUAAUAUCCACGCAGGAUUACAAACUGUUCUAACCAGCUUGCGGAGACUAUCAGAGGUCACAAAGAGAAAGGAAAAAUAUAUGAAAAUAACAACAAGAGAUGUGGAAAAAUAAUAAGAAAGGACUGGAUAGUACUAUGAACAUCAUAAGGUUAGAUUUGUGGACAUUAAAACUGCAGUAAGAAGCAAGAAGUUGAUUGGAUCACUUCGGAACUUGAAAUAUGGGUACGCCCAACAAAAAUUUAAAAUUCGGCUGUGUAAUUUGGAAUUUAUGUAAUUUGGUUUGAUUUGAUGUGAUUGGUCGGUUAAUAAAAAAUUAUUCUUAAAAAAAAAAAAGAACAGUUUCAGGUUAAGAAUGGACCUCCGGAAUGAAUUAAGUACUUAACCUGAGGUACCACAGUAUAAACUGUUGUCCUCAUAUGAACUGGCUCACACCAUCAAGCUGAACAUGCCCCUGACAGUUCUAGCUAAGUGCAUCUCUCCUGCUAGGGUGCCUUUUCAAGCUGUGCCUGGAACACAUGCGUCCAUUACUUCAAUGGAAAAAGUGCCACAAUAAUGUGCACCAGAAAUCAGAAGAGACCACUGUGAAAAAAAGCAAGAGAGUUGGAUUUUUAAAGAAACUGGUAUCUGGCACAAUGGCCUGGCCUAUUACAUAGCAAUCUAUUUGUCGUAUAUCAAGUGCCACCCAUGUCCACAGGUUGCUAUUUACCUCUGAUGGGCCUAUUCUGUCAAGAGUAGAUUGGAAAUCUCUCCAUUUCCCACCUUUUACUUCCACCUUCCUGGGUUCUUGGAAGUUUCCAGUGGCCCAAAUGUCAAAUAUUGCCCCUUAGAGCCCACAUGGCCAUACCUGAUUGGAAGGGUCCUCUCUCUUGUCAAUCCAACCCUUGAUAAGACGGAGUUUUUAAAAAUGGGACUUUAUUUCCUAGGGGGAAAUGUCAUUGCUGAAAAUCACGUGUGAGUCUUCUUCAUGAGUAAGUUUGAGCCUCUUCUUUUUGGUUGUCUAGUUUACUCUUUAAGGAAGAUGCUUUCAAGGAUCCUUUGGUCGUCAAAAAUGUAAAGAAAUACAAGCUGGUAGUUUUAUUAAGAAGAUGAGCGGAGAUACAAGGGAUAAGAUGAAAGUUAAUAAAAUGUUUUUUUUAAUUUAGAAGAUUGGAUUUUGCUGUAUACUUUAGACAAGAGAAGGGUUUUUGUUGUUGUGUGCCUCACCGCAUUUCUAGCCUAAAUACUUAGAUCCAGCGGAGGUAGGGAGGAAAACAGAUGGAACUUACUCAGUGGUGACUGCAGAGUUGGCUCCUUGUCGCCCCCUUCCAGGCUGAAUAUCUUGGAGUUCCUCACUUAGGAGUUGGGUGUAAGGAGAGGUGAUUGCAAAUAUAAAUUGGGAUUUUACAAGCCGGCUGUGGCCUUAAAGCAGCUGGGCAAUUGCUACAACCAACACCCUGCUUUCUACAAGUUGAGCAGGAGAUGAAGGAAGAUGGACAAGUAGCAGAAUCCAAGAGUGCUAUUGACAUGUUGGGUGACCUUGGCAGAAUGUUAAGUGACCUCACUGGCCAUCUGGCUACAGAAAGAGCUGGUAUAUAAUCCCAGCAGACCCCAGGAUGUCUUGCAGGUACAAGGACAAACAGAUCUCCCUGAAUCGCUUUCCUACAUUUGCAGCUUGAUCAAAGAAGAUAAGUUUACCCUGGGAUUGUCUUACAAGGCUCUAAAAUACUCAUAUAAUGUUUCCACUGAGACUGGUUUUGCUGCCGAAAAUAAAUAUAUAGCCAUUGUUUUGAUUCUACAUAAAUGCUAAAUGGCUUCAGGGUACACAAGAUGACUGCAGUAAACAAAGGCAAAGGUCAGCAUACUUGGCUAAGGGUAGGAACCUCCAUAUCUCUAAAAUGAAUGCUUUCAUUAGGCCCUCCUUCAAGUGAAUGCUUCAGUGAUGUUUUCAUUGGGAUUCCUGCAUUACAGGAGGUUGCACUAGAUGACCCUUGGGGUCCCUUCCAACUGUACAAUUCUAGGAUUCUAUGAAAAUGCAGUUAAUGGUGCUUUAAGGCACCGUCUGCCACUGGCAAGGAAGAGCAGUGAACUGCACAUGAAAUCUGAUCUGACCAGCCUGUUGAGAAAUGACAUGUACUACUUGGCUUCUGGAACAAACAAUAUAAUGGCAUGAUGAAACCAUACUGCUUUUUUAUAGUUCUUACUAUAAUGUCCUGCUGCUUGCUUGUGUUUUUGCUCUGUAUUAUUCUUUUUAUUUACAUCAAGUACAGUCGUACCUUGGAUCCUGAACGCCCUAGAACUCGGAUGUUUUGGCUUCCGAACACUGCAAACCCGGAAGUGAUUGUUCCGGUUUGCGAAUGUUCUUUUGGAACCUGAAUGUCCGGCAGGGCUUCCGUAGCUUCUGAUUGGCUGCAGGAGCUUCCUGCAGCCAAUCAGAAGCCGCGAUUUGGUUUUCAAACGUUUUGGAAGUCGAACAGACUUCCGGAACGGAUUCCAUUCGACUUCCAAAGUACGACUGUGCAUGUAUUUCUAUUCUGCUUUUCAUCAGAAAAUAUCAGAAACUAGUUUAUUUUAAGAAAAGACAGUGUAUAAGACAGUAAAACCCCUCAGAAUCCAUAGGAUUCCAUUCACUCAUUAAUCACACAAAUUCCACACCUAACUCAGCCAUACCUCUACCUAUGCUCACACACAACACUCUCACUCUCACCAAUUCUUGAUCCCAGUAAUCCCCUGGGUACAUGUACAAAAACAUUCUAUACAAUAACGCAUUUUUAAUAUUAUUUAAAAAAUUAGAAUUGUGGGGUGAAACCCUAGCUGAAUUUUGGAGCGAAAGCACAGACACAGAAGACCAAAGCUUUGACCUCUGGCAUCUUUAGUUUAAAAAGGAGCUGAUAGCGGGUGAUUUGGCAUGAGAGCAUAAGAGCCCAGUGGGAUAGGCCAGAGCCCAGCCUAGCCCAGCAUCCUGCUCCCCAGAGGGACCAGCCAGAUGCUUAUGGGAAGCUUGCAAGCAGGAACCGUGCCAGUAAGUGUAAUACUUGGCUAGAUGAAUAAUGCCUGACCUAAGGCAGCCUCUUAUGCCCCUGUAAAAAGGUCUGAACAUGAGGAAGCACUGACUUACUGUCAGUUAUAUAAAAGCAGUAAGUGCUGUAAAGCAACAGAAAGUACUUAAGUGUGAGAAAUGCAAGUGAGAAAGCAGGAUUCUGGUGGAUUCUACUUGCAUGCCAUCUUAAUGACCCUCAGGGAAUCAACUGUCUUGGCAUAUUACCCAUUCUUGAAAGAGAAAUGAUAGUUAGCUGGUUCUAAUAAUUUAACAAAGGAGAGCUCACCUUUCUCUUUGCUACAUGUAGGAUGCUGCUUAUGUCUGUGUAUAUUGCUUUGUUUACCUUGUGAAUCUAGGAUUGUAAAAAUUCGGAUUCUUUUAAGGUUUCUUGAAUGCCUUCUUAAUUGGUGUGUAUCAAUCAGUUCUUUCGUUGUAGGUUUUGUAGCAUAUAAUUUCUGCCAUGCUUUGUAUACAAAUACCAGAUUCUUUUUGCUGUAAAUUGACAAUCUAGCAUAUUCCAAGUGCAUCUGGCUGAAAAUAUGAGCAUGGGCUUUUUUAUGCACGACAGCAAGUGACUUUUUUUUUUUUUGGCCACCUGACAGUAUCAGUCAUCAUUCAGAUGUAUUUUUGUCAAUCAGUCCAAAAUUGGACCUAAACCUUGACUUGUAGGAUCACUAUCAGAUGUUCUUUGAGAGCUGAAAUAUGAAAAGAGUUUUGGUUGGCCGGUCUUAAGUUGCAGGAGGAAAAGCAAACAACCCAAAAAUAGCCAUCUGUGGUUUCAGACACUUUUAAGAGUCUCUCCAAGUCUCAAAUCUGGGGAAGCAAUUAAUGAAGUAGAAAACAAGGUCACUUACCUAUAACUUGUUCUCAAAAUAUAUAUGCUCCGUGGAUUCACUUUCACCUCUCAAUCCACUGCAUCUCUUGAGGGACUUGCUCGGAAGUUGCAGUGCAAGGGUAGAAAGCGCUGGUGCUUCCUUUUUUAAAAAUAGAUAUUUUUUUUCUGAACAAGUUGGAGCCUGUUCCUUUGCUCUGCCUGCUUCUCACAGGCAUUCUGGUUGAUUUAGAGACAUGUGCAGUAACAUAUAUUUUUAGGACCCAUCUUAUUUAUGUAAGUUGUUCUAAACUGCUUUUAAUAUUCUGUUGUAAAGUUAUGUUGUAACCCACCCUGGGACCUUAGGGUGAAGCUUAAUAGGGACUGAAGUGACUUGAGUUUAAAAACAAGACCACUUAUCCUACAAAUUUCUUCCUAGGCAAACAAUACUCUCCAGGCUUGUUUUAGCAAAAUAAGACUGGAAUGGAGAUUCAAAUUUUUCUCUGUGUGUGUGUGUUUGUGUGUGUGUGUGUGUGUGUGUGUAAGAGAGAGAGAGAGAGAGAGAGAGAGAGAGAGAGAGAAAUUGCAGCAGAUGAAUGGAGCCUUAAUCUACAUGAGCAGUGCUUAUUUGAAAAUGCUGUUGAAUUGCUUUGAACUAGAGAGUGGAGGUUGGGCUACAGCGACCAUGUUUAAAGCAAACACAAAUGUUCCUUUAAGAAAGUGGGAGGAAACCGUGUCAUUGCAUUAUUCUUUGCACACUCUUUAUUUCCUUUUCCUCUGACCUCACUUCUUACCACUGCGAUAUACUUAGGUGUUAUACUUGUAACUCAGGAUAAUACCUUCAUGCACCUGAUGAAAUAGACUGCAGCUUAUGACAUAAUCCAUUUGCUAGUCUUUUUAAAGUGCUUCAAGAUUCUUUGUACAGUGGUACCUCAGGUUAAAAACUUAAUUUGUUCUGGAGGUCCGUUCUUAACCUGAAACUGUUCUUAACCUGAGGUAACACUUUAGCUAAUGGGGCCUCCCGCUGCCACUGCGCCGCCACCACAUGAUUUCUGUUCUCAUCCUGAAGCAAAGUUCUUAGCCUGAGGUACUAUUUCUGGGUUAGCGGAGUCUGUAACCUGAAGCGUCUGUAACCCGAGGUACCACUGUAGCUAUUCCUGCAGCAUGGCUGCCCACCCAAAAAUAGUUAGAAUAUUCCCAUCUUUCUUCAGGUGGACUGCACAGGGACACUUCACAAUGAUUCCAAUCUCUGAUAUUACUAGCAGUGCUAGCUUUAUACAGACGCCAUCUAGCUUGAGUGGUUCAGCUAUGGCUGCACCUGCACAUUUAAAACAGUAUUAUGCCACUUUAAACCCGCAGAAUCCUGCAAACUGUAGUUUGUUUAGGGUGUUGUGAGUAGUUAGGGGACUCCUGUAUCCGUCACAGAGGUACAGUUCCCAGAGCUGUUUGACAGUCAACCCUUUCCCUAGAGAACUCUGAGAAUGGUGGCUCCAGGAGGAGAAUAGAGGUCUCCAAACAAUUCUCAGCACCCUUAACAAGCUACAGUUCCCAGGAUUCUUUAGAGGGGAACCAUGAUUAUUUAAAGUGCUGUGGUACUGCUUUAAAUGUACAGUGCAGAGGUGGCCUCAGUUUAGGUUUCUGUCAGGGAGUGAGUAGAAGAAUUUUCACGAGUUUCAAACUUGGGGAUGGUAAGGGGUGAUUGGACGUGCGGUGGAUGGGUGGCACUUUGUCCAUACUUGUUCGUUAGCGGCUGACCUUUGUUGCAUUUUUAUUUUAUUCCCUGGCGUGCUGUGCAAAGAUAAAGAAUUACUUUGGUUAAAUGAAGUGCAGGCCAGUUGGCAGUCCUUACCUUGAUUUCUGGGUGGUCAGACUACUUCACCCAGGAGUCAGGCAGGGAACAGACCUCUCAGGGUCAGUGGCAGAGGGCAGCCUAGCAAGCAGUUUGGCUGGGGAGAAUCUCAACCCCCAGGCGAAAACAGUUGGCUGUUCUGAUUUCAUCCAUUUAUAUUUAUGUCCCACGCUAUUCCUAGUGCUUCAUGUCAGGCAGCAAUUUUCUCCACAGCUAUUUCUCUUUGCAAUAACCACAUGAAGUGAAUUGCUACGGUUCCUAUUUUAGAGAUGUAGGAAGUAAGACUGAAAACUAGCAACUUAGCAAUGCCUGAGGCAAGAGUUGGGGGCCACAUUUCCGUCAAGUCCAAUGCUUCCUAUGGUUCUUUGGCAUCCUUGCUGAGAAGACUAGGCCUGUGUUUGUUGUACUGACUAUUGCGCAAUAGCAAGUUGUUCUAAACAGCAAACUCAAGAGGGUGGUGUCAACAGAAAUGGAGCCAUUAAAAAACCAGAUGAAUUUGAUUUUAUUUACUGUAUUUCUAUGCUGCUUUUCAAUCAAAUGAAUCCCAAAUCAGGUUACAAACAGUAAAUAACAAUAACAUAAUACAGCAUAAAUCAUAUAAAAUAGCUAACCACCAAUUAAGCAGUUACAGUGAAUGAAACACUAUUAACAAAGGCCCCACUUGUUGAAUUCUGAGGUGUACCUGUAGGGGGCAGAGUUUGUGUCUACUCACAAAGCAUGAACCAGCAGCUGACAUAGUUCUCCACCAUAGAAGAAUUAUGUGCAAUAUGGAUGGAGCCUUUUGUGUAUUGUUGACCUUUCCUUGCAACAGAAGCCAGCAACCUUUAGAGUCUAGACCAGCUCUGCUGGCCAGCUACUAGAGGAUUCACUGCAGGUUGUAGGCAAGAUUGUGUGCAUUAACCUUUGCUCGGUUGACUUCAAGGCAAUAUUUGCACCACCUGCGUGCUAGUCUGUGGCUUGCUUCAUAGGCCAUAGCUCUUCACAAUACCAAGGAGCCACUUGGGCUCUGCAACACUGGAGAGGACCCCAUUAAAUUUGACACAGGCUUAUUUCCAACAGUAGAGUUUGUGUAAAGAAACCUGUUCUGCCCAUGUCUGGCCCACUGUUUCAAUUACAAGUUUUUCAGGUGCCUUAAUUAUUAUUUUUUUAAACCCUGUUACAGCCAUAACCUAAUCCUAAUAUGAAUGUGUGUAUUAAUCUGUACAGAGAGAGAGAAAAAGAGAAGAAAUCAAAUUUACAUAACAUAUCUUAAACACAUUCUUAAUAAAUUAGCCAUAAAUCAUUUCUAAACAUUCAGUAUGAAGUUCAUUAUUUUCUACAUUGUUUCUAAUGGAUGUUUGAAAGUUUGAAAACAUUGAUGAACACGUCUCUCUCCAUCUCUUCCUUACACUCUGUCUGUUACAAGUAACUGUCUAUUAAAAAUGUAAUAAUACUUACAUCCCACCCAGAGGUAUUGUGAGAAUUACUUAAUACUGUAAAACACAUUUCAAGCUGUGAAGGGAAGACACAAUUAACUGCUAAGUGGCACACUUUUAUUAUCCUGAUUGUUCCUAGAUAGGACCAGCAAAGUUGUCCUUUUUAUGAUAAUAUUAUCCCUAAAGAGGCAAGUGGGAUGUAUCAAUUCAGUGUCAUGUUAAACAGGGUGUAGGUGUAAAAGAAUGAGCUUUAAGUCUCGUCCCAACUUCAAAGCGGUUCAGUGUUUCGCAGAAAGUCUUUUUGUAGCAUUGAUCUUCCAUCUUACGUCAUGAAGUAUAUAACUGGCAAAACUAUGGUCUAGAAUCCUAUAAAUAUAAGCAGACAAAGCCAGUUUUCUUUCUUUAUUUGUAUUCUCAGGUUAUCUGAAUGUUUCUAGGGAAUUUGUCAUUGUGUGAAUAAUAGAAUUGGAAGGAGUCCCAGGGAUUUUUUAGGCCAGCUACCACCAACGCAAGAAUCUCAACUAGAUCAUACAUGACAGAUGACCAUCCAACCUCUACUUGAAAACCUCCAAGGAAGGAGAGUCCAUCACCUUCAGAAGGAGUCUGUUCCACUGUUGAACAGUUCUUAAUGUCCGAAAGUUAAAUCCUGGUGUUUAGUUGGAAUCUCCUUUCUUGUAACUUGAAUCCAUUGGUGCAGGUCCUAGCCUGUAUCUUACACAGUGAAACCCUAAUCCUAUCUACACAGUUGGGCUUUCUCCUGCAUAAGUGGGGUUCAGAUUGUAAUCUUUCUGUACAAUGGCAAGAAUCCUAUCCAUGGUGCCACACACACCCCUGUGGCCCCUGAAAUGUUGCAGAAGAUGGAAUGCAGCCCUUAGCAUUGUGAUGCAACAAGCCAGCAAGCCUACUAGCUACAUUCAGUGGCCAGAAAACAACUACUCUUUGUUUUUUUCAGUCCCUGGCCGGCAGCAAUAAAAGGAGCUUUAUUGAGCCCUUAGCAAGGUACUGUACACCAGGAGAGGGCAGAAGAUUAUGUUAGACUCCCAUCAACCAAAGCCACCAUAGCCAGUGAUAAGGCAUGAUGGGAGUUGUAGUCCAACAGCAAUGGAAGAGCAUUGCAUUUCUUUCCCCUGCAAUAAGGAAUUAGAACUGAAAAGAAACAUUGGUUGUUGUUGGGUGGGUUUUUUUUGCAAAUGGUUCUUUUCCAGCUAAGAGGUAGAAUGACUGGAGGCAGCUGCAUUUUAGAGAAUACAAAUCUACUUUUAAACUUAGGACACAGUACAUUUUUGGCAUUUCUAUUUUGUGCCACCCUCAGGCAAGGACAAGAUGAUAUAAUUCCCAAAAGCCAGCUCUGUUUACAACUGUGGGCUGGAAGGCCUGUCAGCCUAUCAGAGUAGUCAUUAGCACAUUGUGAGUUUGGGCCAUGUGUGUUUUUUAAUAGACUUUUAACUUCAGUUUGCGCUGACUUUUAUCAUACCAGAGCAGUGUAAUGGAAAAUGAACUCCGACAGAGAAAUAAUGUUUGUUUACUAGCAAAACACUGAGGUCCAUAAUGUUCAUACGAACAUAAUUUCGGAAGCUUUUAAGCUUCUCAGCUCAACCUUGGCUCCUUUCCUAGCUGUAGUAUUUUUCAGCGGUGGAAAUUAGCAGGUUUUGUUUCUUUGGAUCCUCAGGGAUUAAAAAAACCCAACACCCUGCAAUUUUAGAGAAGCAAGAAGCCUUUUCACUCACUCUGAUCUUGUUCAUCUUGAUGCCUUUAAGGUACAUUCUCUUAGGCUUUUGCUCAAGGGUGGGGAAUCCUUGUCAAGUCAAGGUCCACAUUUCAUUAUGAACAGCCUUCUAGGGUGGGUGGCGGCCAGAAGGCAAAGUGAGUGGAACAUGGGCAAGGGGGGCAGCUGCGCCCCCUAAACCAAGUCAAUAAAUAAAAAUAAAUAAAAAACAGUUUCUACCCAAAUGAAAUUCUGGUUCUAAACGCAGUAUAAGGAGUCUUUAUAGUAUAUUGUAUUUUAAAAUGGGGUUUCAGAGUUUUUAGGGGUUUUUGAAUGUCUUAUGUAGAUUUUUAAAUUUCAUUGUUCUGUAUGGGACAAUGACAAUAAAGAUAUCGUAAAAAAAAACUUAACGAACUGGCCAAUCACGUCCCAGAUAGCUCAGUUCUCCCCCCCCCGCCAGCAUACCGUAUUUUUCGCUCUAUAACACGCACCCGACCAUAACACACACAUAGUUUUUAGAGGAGGAAAAUCCGUAGGCAUGCCACCCGUAGGCAUUCCCUCCAUAACACGCACAGACAUUUCCCCUUACUUUUUAGGAGGAAAAAAGUGAGUGUUAUGGUGCAAAAAAUACAGUAAAUCCCAUGGUGGGCUACAUUCCAGCCAUACAAAAACCAGAGGUUUCUACACUACCACCCAUCGCUCUGUCCAGGCAAGCAAGAGUCAUUGUUGAUCACAUUUCAAUGGCAUAUUCUAGUCAAGGAAAAGCAAGCACACUACACUCUAGAUAGAAACAACAUACAAAAGCAAAAGUUCUUACUGCACUUCUCUCACCCACUUCACAUACAGGCUGCAUUCAAAAGGCAAGGAAAAGCAAGAGGUUUUAGCUCCACCAGUCUUCCUGCAUUUUGACACUGCCACCCACAUGCAUAAACCGCAUCCCAAGGAAUGAGAUUUUCCUUGCCUUUUCCAAUCUCUUACUUCACAUUUCAAUCUAUUGUCCAUCCAGGAUUUCUCCCUCCACGAAAAAGGGAGGGGAAUGAGGAGGAGAGAUGUUAUUUGCAUUCUUCUUCCUCAACAAAUGCAAGGUUCCCUCAUUAAGUGAUAGAAAUCAAUUCUCUCCAUGGUUAGCCUCCCUUGCUCCCAGUCUUCACUGGUAUCUUUUGUUUAAGUUUAGAUGUGACCCUUUGGUUCAAAAUUGCAUUGAUAGAAAGGAGGUGGGCAGAAUACUUGAAGAAUGGUCAACAUAAAGUUUAAGUCAAUGUUAUGGUACGUGAACAGAUGACACUGAAAACAGCAGCCCCUCCAUCUCAUUCUCUCCAUCUGAUAAUGUCUACUGAUGCAAAAUGCAUGUGACCUCUUUGUACUGUGGAGUUUAACUGCGCCACAUGUUAAGUUGUGGGUGAACAUAUCAGACGACACAGCGAUUCUUCAAACAUUUCUUGUUUAUUCACAGCCCAGAACAGAACUGAACUGAAGGGUUCAGCCAGCCUGCUUAUAUAGAGCUCCACUAGAACGCAACAGUAACCAUUUUCUGUAACUAUCCAAUCACUGAACGUCACUUUCAAUCCCUUAUUUGCAUAUGUGGACAUGAGUGAAAACUAUCUACAGUAUCCCCCUGCUGGCCCAGGGUGAGAACUUCAGUACAUAACACCACGUUUGCUAGCAUUCUUAAUCCAGGUCUACUACGAAUGUAUGUGAGAGGACUUGAGUGCAUGCGGUUACAUGUGACUCUGCAAUAUAUGAAAUUUGUCUUUCCCAUGCAUCCUUUUUAAGGACCAAAGAAAAAAGGGAAAGAAAUCCAUUAUGCUGUAUGUGCACAAUUAUAUUUGUCAGUAUCUAUGUCCCCUCCUAAAAGAACAGAGCAAGUUAGAACAAUGUAGGGCGGGCCAAAUCCUCACAAGUCAUGUGUGGCACCUAACAGGGAGCUCAUUAUACCUUCCGUUUCUGCUGUCUACUAAGGGCUAGGAAAAAUAGGGUCGUCCAGAAGCAGAUGGGUUCAUGUGCUGCAGUUGGUUUGGUGUUCCCCACAUUGUGCAUGUUUGACAUAUGGCAAUAGAAAUAUUAUUUCACUCUUUUUUGUUUUUGUUUCUGUCAAGCUCAAGAGAUUGACGCAUUCACAAAUCCUGCUCAACAAGGUUUUAAAAAGACGUUCAAAUUGAAACCCUUUGGAUUCUGGCUGCAGUCCACAAACCACUUAUUCCAUCGUAGGUCCAUUGAAAUUAUUGGGAGUGUUUGAGAGUAAGUGGGUUUUGGCUGUUAGCCCAGGUCUUUAAAGGCAUUUUCCUUUUACAGUAACAGCCCAUAUUUCAUCUUCAGUCAGUAAGCAAUGGUGGAUUUUCUUUUUUAUUAUUAUUCUUUUGUGUCAUUUUUUUAUAGGACACAGCCCCAUAAAGAAGAAUAUUGAAACACAUGUUGCAGAUAUUAGAAGUAGAAAUUAAAAUUUUCCUGUGCCCACUGCUAGGGUAAAUUCAACCAUUUGUUCAGUCACUUUGUGUAUACUGUAUACCCUCUUUCUUUUCUGUGGAACUCAAUGCAGCAUAUAAAAAAUUCCCAGGCUAUCCCCAUUCACCCAGGCACAGAAUUAGAUUGUGGCCUGUUUAGUAUUAGCUGCAUCAUGUACCUUAAUACCAUGCCUGAUGCCUCUUUGUUCUGUUUUGCUCAUUCCUGACAUUUGAAGAUCUUAAAAGUGAGAUGGCUUUAUAUUUAGGGUUCUGUAAGAUAACAUACUAUUGCAUGUUGUCGUAUAUGAGAGUUUUCUGUCAUUCAUUUCCAUAUAGCUUGCUUCUUUGACUACCAAAACAGGAAAUUGAUGUCUUUUGUUAGUAAUUGAUCCAGGUAGUGUUCCUCCCGGGCAAAUUCCCUAGAAAUUACUGAAGCAUAUGUCACAGACAUGCUUGACAGAUAGUUCCCAGCGCAUUUUUCCUGAUAAUCUAUCCAAUUUUUCUAUGCAGCGCAAUAUUUUUGUGUAUUGAAGUUGCAUUUAAUGACAAGGCUGCAUAGAUGGGAAAUAUUAUACCAAGCCCUCUUUUUCUCUAGCUUUCCUUUCCUUUGUAAAACAAACAAAUAAAUCUCUUCAGUGUUUAUUUGACCCUUUUGCCAUUCAAAAGAGGAAGUGGAAGAUAGAAGAGGAGUGAAUUAUUGUGGGUAAGCGAUACCUGAAAGAUUAUCUCAUUCCUUAUAUACACAAUUGAUCACCAUGCUCUGCAGAUAACUAUUUUAUGAGGUCUGUUCCACAUAACGUAGGAAUGUAGUGCCUUUAGUGUUGUGGCCCCCACCCUUUGGAAUUCCUUCCCCUUGAAUAUAAGGCAGAUUCCAUUUCGGUUGUGUUUUUGGCACAUGCUGAAUACUUUUCUCUUAGAACAAGCUUUUUAAACAGAGAUAUUUCCCAGUUUGCAUCUGUAUUAGAAUGGUUUCUAGACUUUUAAAUACAUUUUCAUUGUUCUGUCACUAGUUGUAUUACCCCUACCCCCUAGGCCGGGGAGGGCAGGGUAUAAAUAAAUUAUUAUUAUUAUUAUUAUUAUUAUUAUUAUUAUUAUUAUUAUUACUUUGACUAAUGAUCUAAUCUAACCAGUGAAUGUGGGUUUUUCUCCCAAACAGGCUCCUUUUUUUUUUCCUCUCCAGGGUCAUUUCACAUAAAAUCAACACACAAAAAAAGGGUUUCGUCACCCAACAUCUCGGAUUUUGAAGAAAUCUGGUGUACACCCUUCCCUUAUGGUUGAAAGAAAACCCCUUAAUUUUCCCCCCUCUAUCUCAAACAGUUUUAAUUUUAUAGCACUUCAAAGUUUCGUGAAAUCUGCGUUGUCUGUCCCUGUUGAGACCUUUGGCACAUGUACAUUUUUUUCUUCUUCUCCAUAACCAAUGAUCAGAUCUCUUUGAAAUUUGACACAAAGCUCAAUAAGAGGAUGUGGAUUUCAGGAAAAAAAUACACCAGCACUCAAAAGAUUUUAUAAUGCCUAAAGAGUGCAUUAUAAAAGUCCUGACAGAGAGAAGAUUAUCUCAUCCCAUUGCAUUGUUUCUGAUGAUUUAAAGCAUGAUGUGAAUAUGGUAUACAAACCUUUCCUAUGGAUUGUAGGAAAGUUGUACCCAGUAGCCACUUUUUCCCCACAAAGUCCAAAAAAUGUAAAAUUUUCGUUACAAGGAAUAAAAAAACCAUAAAUUUCAUUCUUUGUUGAGAAAGAGCAUGUCUUUGCAAUAAUUUUCAACAUCAGAAACGUUUGGUUGCAUCAUGACCACACGCUGAAAAUUGAGGUUUUCUAAACCUAGGUUUUCCACCAAAAAAAGUACAUUUUUAAAACAAAUUAGGCAUUUAUAAAAUCUUUUCAAUGCUGGUGUAUUUUUUCCUGAAAUCCUCAUCCUCUUAUUGAGCUCUGUGUAAAAUUUUAAAGAGAUCUGAUCAUUGGUUAUGGAGAGAAAAAAUAAAUGUACAUGUGCCAAGGGUCUCAAGAGGGACAGACAACACAGAUUUCAUGAAACUUUGAAGUGCUGUAAAAUUAAAACCAUUUGAGAUAGAGGGGGAAAAUUAAGGGAGUUUCUUUCAACCAUAAGGGAAGGGUGUACACCAAGUUUCAUCCAAAUCCGAGAUGGUGGGAGACAUGACUACAUUGACAUGACAUGGAAUGACCCUUCAUGCAAAAAUUAAAAUGGGUUUUGUAUAAUGUCAGCUCUUCAUUGGUGAUUUUUAAAUUUAUUUUUAUUUUUAUUAACAGUAUUUAUAUGCAGUCCAAUAACAAAGUUUUCUGGCCAGCUAAUAAUAAUAACAAUAAUAAUAAUAAUAAUAAUAAUAACAACAAUAACAACAACAACAACAACAUCAAAAUGUUGUUAUAAGCCUUAAGAACAAGAAAAAUUCUAACACAGCAUACAACUUAGCAAUAGAGAAUAAAGCUGGUAUAAUAAUAGUAAGAAUAAUAAGAAUAAGAAUAAGAAUAAGAUUCAUCUGACUGGGUUGUCCCAGCCACUCUGGGUGCCUUCCAACAAAUCAAAACAUCAAACACAGUAAAUAUGUAACAUUAAAAGCUUCCCUAUGCAGGGCUGCCUUCAGAUGUCUGCUAAACGUCUACUAAAAGCCAAAGCAAAAUUGUAUCUUUAAAAGGUAUGAGAAGAUUUUUUAAAAAUGUUUGUCUGGCCCCAAACAGAGCACAAAGAAGGCACUGGGUAAGCCCUUUUUUGGAACAAAACCCCACACCAUCAGAAAGGUCCUCUCACCCCAGUAUUCACAGUCUGCACCCCACUUCCUCAGGGCACUUGGAGGAUUAAGGGCCUUUGAGGAUACUCUCAAGGUCUAAGUAGAUAUACGUGAAAAAAUGAUUUUUUUCAAGUUAACAUUGACCCUUCAGUAUUUUAUUUUUACUAUACACCUAUCGCACUACUUCCUUCUCUUAACUAGACAAACACAAAGGGGUGGGGGGUUUUGUAUGUGUUGUUUUUUGCACCGAGGGAGCCUUGAAGCAUUAGAGAGACUAAAUGGUGCUGCCUGGCCAUGGUAGAGCAGCUUUGCAGUAGUGGUACAGUACCUAUAUACCUCAGGAUUUACCCUUAAAUUCUCUGUAGCCUUUUUUUGCUCUCCUAUAAUAUUUGCUCCCUCUCCCUCUCCCCACCUCUCUCUCUCUCUGCUAUUCUUAUCUUGAGCAACUUUUCUGGUUGAGCAAUAUUUUCCAGCAAGCAAACAUGCGAGCAGGAGUUCAGACUUUGCCAUUUUGUGUUAAGUGAUGUGUUCAAGGUGGUUGAAAAAAGCAUCUUACAUUAGCAAAAGAAAAAGAGUUCGGAUUUUACUGUAGGCGACAGAAAAGUUGGUACUCUCAGGUUCAUUCAAGCACAGGCAGCCACUAUUCUAGUACAGGCCACUUCUGGUGGUGAGCUUAGAUAUUGUUCUACUGUUAAAAGGACUCUUGCUUGAAGUUACCAUCAAAGGAGAACAAACUAAGGCAGCUUUUAAUUGGGCUUAGGUGAUUAGAUCAAAAUUAAAAGAUGUUAUAAGGCCAUAUUGUUUGAAGCCUGGCAGGCUGGAGUUACCCAAAGUCUUUGUCCCUCGUUUCCCUGUCACCUUUUUAUGUGUUAGAUCCUGAGAACUCCGAAAAGAAAGAAGCUUGUGGGUGGUUUCUCUCCUGUUAUUCCAUUGUCACUUUUAAAAGACCCCUUGGAAGUUUGUGGGACCCACCUAAGCAACAGGGGUUCUGAGGGCGCUAGGAAAGGUGGAAGGGGCCAAAACUGGUCAGAGAGUAUGCUUGUAAUCGCUGCCCAGUUCUGAAUUGAGCUGUGAGUACAGUUUGCCUUGUACUACCUAUUUCUCCCACCUGAUAUCCCGACAACUGGAAUACCAUUUAAAAUUGACAAGCAUCACGGCAGCAAGGAUGCUCUCAGCCCAGAGAUGGAAAGAAGGAGAAGUACCAACCAAAGAGGAAUGGCAGACCAAGCUAAUGGAAUAUGCAGAAAUGGCAGGACUGACGGGAAAGAUCAGAAACUAGGGAGACCAAGUAUUCCUAAAAGAUUGGAAAUUCUUAAUAAACUUAAAAGACCACUGUAGACAGUUAAAAUCAUGGGCAGGGAUACAAUGACACUGGUAAUGUGAAAUGAAUUUUGGUAGCUAUGAUUUUUUAAUAGGUGGAUAAUGGUAAACGAUGCAGGAAAAAAAGAAAAAUAUAAUUUUUUGGGAAAUGGAACCCAUGGAGGGAGGGGAGGAGGCCUGAAGUUUCAAAAGAACCUUUUUAUUUUUAUGUUUUUGAAUCGUUAUAGUUAUUGUGCAUAAAUUUAUGUAAAACCAAUAAUUCGGGGGGGGGAUAAAGUUGACAAGCAUCAUCAUUCAGUUUAUUAAGAUUAAUCAUAACAUCCACAGCUGCCUGAUGAACACACAAUUGAAUAUUCAUUUUUCAAAAUUUGCAAAAAGUACACCCUACUUUUCAACUUAGCCAGUUUCCAGAGUUAUAUUUAAAAUGUCAAAAUACAGCAAUAAAUAAAAACUGAACAACAAUCCAAAGAUUAAAACAACAUAAACAAAAACAGCAGAUCUACUGAACAGCAGAUAAAACUCAAACAAAUGAAAAACAGAAAAUAAAACCAGCAGGCACGAAUGAAAUGUCAUGCCCCACUUUGUUUCAGAAUCAAAUUUCUGUCUUCCUAUGUGAGUAGGAACCAGGGACUGAUGUAAUAUCCGGGUUCUAAUAUGGGCAUCAUUUGUGAAACACCUUUCAUACGGAAAACUAGAGGGUCAUAGAAUAUUUGAGCUGGAAGGGUCAUUUAGGCCAACUCCUGGCUUAAUGAAUGAAUCUUGUAACUACAGUAUAGCAUCUCUUGGUAGCUGCAGCAAAGGACAGUCCACUAACUCUGUCUGCAACAGCUUGUGCCAUUAGGAAGCUUCCCCCAACAUUUAUAUUUUCUGUGGUGGCUCCACACUUGUGGAAUUCUCUCGCCUUUGUUACAUACCUUUAGGUUCCAGGCAAAAACAUUCCACUUCUCCCAGGCCUUCAGCUAAUUAAACAAUUAAACAGCUAAUUAAACCUUUUAAACUUGCAGGGGGUAUUGUUUUUGUUUGUUACUAUGUUAUGUAUUUUGUGUUUUUAUGUUGUAAAUGUUGGGAUACUGCCAGGCAGACAAAGUCCAUCAUGGCCCCCAAGCCGGCUGCUGGACGAUCCAUCGAUCUCCCGUAGGCACGCAGUAUCAGCAAUUAGCGACAUGAGCUCCAGAAAUAGCCUGCCACAUUCUAGAGCCGAUGCACGCUCUCUAUCAGCAGAUAAUGCACAGCGAAAGUUGCACGCAGGAGAGCAUUAUUUACAAGUUUUAUUCUGCGUUGAUCAGAACAAAGAAAAACAUGACUGCCUGCUUCAGUGUCUCUGACACACAGAGAGAAACGAAAGCAAUAGAAAACAUAAACUUCCUGUGAACAGGAAAUGCGCAGACUCUGUGACUCACAAAGCCUGCUCCCUUUUAAGGUGGAACGGAAAUAUCCUAACAGUAAACAGCCCUGUGAUCCUCAGAUGAAGAGUGGUAAAUAAUAAUAAUAAUACAUGAAAUUUGCUUUCUUGAAAUUUCCACCCAUUGCUUCUAAUUCUGUCCUCUGGAACAACAAAGAACAAAUCUUCACCAUCUUUUGCUUGACAGCCCUUCAGCUAUUUGAGCACAGUUAUCAGGUUAAUCUCUGGACCAAAAGCAUACCCAGCAGUAUAGGCAGAUGCAAGAUUAGGAGGCAAUUCUUGCUUUUGUUUAAGAACAUUAGUCUCUGACCAUAUCCAGCCAUGUACAACUAAUCAUGUGCCAUAAUAAAUGGGAAAUAAAUGUCUCCAUUUGCAUCAGCUCUCUGGAGUCCAGCUAUCUAUAGCAAUGACCGCUCCCCGCUUAAAACGGGGGGCGCCCUUUGCGUGGACGCGCGCAGCCCUGGAUCUGGAGUGGCCCCAUCAGCAUAGGCUUGGCUUUGCCUUCCCUCAGGUGGGAUACCUGGAGGUUCCCGCCUACCUCAGUCAGUUGUCCAAUCCCACCUGGGGGAAGCGUUGCCAAGGAGACCAGGCCAGGUAGGGGGAGGGAUUACCUGCCCACACAAUAGAGGGAGGAUCUUACCUGGGAAUCCUCACUUGGCUCCAGAGCUCUCUGGAGUCCAGCUAUCUAUAGCAAUGUGAAUUUGAAAGUGCCUUCAGAAGUGCAUUGGCAUCUGCACUGCCCAGUUCUACAGAAGUCCAUUUCUAUUUGUUGCUCUCCCAUGCUAGAUAGGGAUGACUAUAUAUUUGCAAUUUUUCUUCCCCUGAUCAGAUAUUAAUGAAGGCAGUUUUUCUUAUUACAUAUUAAUGAAUGCUACAAAAUGAGAGCUCUUUUUUAAGGGAAACUUGCAUGAAAAGCAUAACUUACUUAUUGUAAGUUCCUUCUAGCAAUAAACUUUACAAAGGCAGGUUACAACUUGCCCCAAGUUUGCCCCUAGGCAGUAAAACUGUGCUGUUGAUAGUUAUAUAGCUUCACCUAGUUCCAAAAUGCUUGCUCCCUUAUAUAGCCAUUACUUGAGACUUUGGCAUUUAUAAGCAAUGGUAUUACAGAAAGCUUACUUUCGUGACAGUUAAUAGCUAAAGGCCAAGUUCCAAAGAAGCAUGAAGGAAGAACUGUGUGGAGCUUUUCUUUAUUCUUUUUGCUGUUUGUUUUUUGUUGCAGCGGUUCUCACUACCAGAGACACAAGCCUUUUAAAAAUCUGAAUAGUAGCUUUCAUCUUCGGAGGUUAAAAAGAAAACACAACAAUUCCUUUGCAUGCAGUUUCACACAAUUUCUGGCUGAAGUGAUUUCAAAAAACAAAAUUGCACAUCUAUCACAAACAAUUUAAAAGAAAAUACAGGCCGCACAAGCUAAUAUGCUGUGUAUUUUAGCUUGAUGCCCAUAUGCAGGGUUUUGGGUUUUUUCCCCUCUUUUGUACAAAUCCCAGGACAGAGAUAUCACAAAUAGUAUUAUUGACCUCAGAUGGAAUCUUCUUGGGCAUUCUUUGUGGGACAUACUUAGUUCUUGCCAGACAUCAAUGUAUUGGAGGGGAAGAUGGUUAUUGGUGAAAAUGUGAUCUCUUGGAAAGUUUUACUGCUAUUAUUUUAUUUACUGAUGAUUGCUUCAGAACUCUGAGGCUUCCUUGUCCAUAUAGGAUGUUUUAUCGCACUCUUGAGCAGUGUUAUCAUGCAUCAUUGUAUGAAAUAUGACCAAAAGAUGGAAGUUUUUCAAAGGGUGUUUUUUUAGCGUGCAGCUAAACACAAAAUGUAGAGUUGGGGGGAAUUAAUGGAGUUGGAAAGCUGAUAAUGUGCAGUUGGGAAAAUGAGAAAGUUGACACAUUAAGUAUAUGUGUAUAUUAAACAAUUAAAUGACAGUCAGUGUCAGGGACUGCAUGCUGACAAAUUAUAUAAGAGUAGAAUGUGUUCCUGCAGUUUCUUUUUGGUCAGAACCUCCUUCACCUUACAUCCUUGUAAAUACCCGUAGAAUGCUUUGGUAUCUAUUAGUUACUGAACUAAGCUAGAUUAAUAAAUGAAGCAUUGCUGUGCAGUAGAUAAUAACUGGUGACUUCUAUGGAGAAAGCUUCAGUGAUACAAGGUUUAAGGAAGGAGCAAAGCAUGCUGGGCAGCUGAGAUUGGUGGGGCAGUGCCCCAUUUGCUCUUUGGAUCAGCCCCCACUGCCCUGAAGACACCUGUGUAGACAGCAUAGUAUGUACCAGAAUCUGGGAAGUAGAAGAAGAACCUCUAAAAGCUAAAACAUCCUGCCUGAAACAUAAGCUGCUAUCUAAUCUCUUAAAAUUAGAGCCGUUUGGGUUCAUCCAGAUUCUGGAGCAUUGAUUUUGGACAUCCAGUGUGGCCAAACUGUCUCCUAAAACAACUGACUGGGUUGAUCUGUCCCCAACGAGAAAAAUACCAUCAUAAAGCUGUUCACUGCAAUCCACCACUUCCUUUCAGGAUCUGGGACUCCUGCUGCUUGCUUUUCAGAGACAUUAGAAAAGGUAACUAGAGCAUCGGAGCUUUGAAUGGAUUUGGGGUCCGGCCCUGGUCUUUGCUCACAUUUGGGUGAUGAUACUUUCCAUGAAGGGUUAUUGGGGUUGGUGGUUGGGGAAUAACUGCAGCAGGGCCUUCCCCCAAACCACCACCCAUUCCUCCUAAUAUUGACUUUAAAUUAGAAUAUUAGGGGGGGGGGAAUUACCUGGAUUUCCCCUAGCAUAAGCCUGUUCAACUCCAGAUUUAUAUUGCCCAGAUUACUAGCUAUCUGAACCUGAAACUUUUACAUCAAGAAGCAAGUGUGAAAAUCUUAUACUUUAAAGACUGGCAUUCAUGGCAUAUGCUUCCUGGUGCCUAUAAAACGGAAGACCUUUUUGUGAAUUAGUGAACACUGGUAAGGUUAUUGGGGUUUUCUAGCAUUUUAAGCAACUUCAGAAAAGGAAUGUGAUUUAACAAGCGAAUAUCCCAGCCACAUGCCACAAAUAAUUUAAAUUAACACUUCCAUUUAUGGUCUCAUAUUUAUUGAAUAUAACUAUAUCUGCUCUUCGGCUUGCUAUUGUCAAGGGUGCCAUACUGUGCUGUCAUAUCCUACUUAAUCAUGUUUCAUCGCUAAGGGAUCGUUGUAUGCAUAAGUAAGCAUUAGCAUGCAGAGCAUAACUUCUGGGAAUAGAUAUCAGCUUUUAUUAUGAGUUCAUCACCUGACUCAGAGAGGGCAAAGCACUGCAGGUCAAAAAUGCAAGUGCCAAAGAAACGUGAAGAGAGAGACUGUGUACAAGUGUCGAUAUGCUAAUGCUAGAAGCCCCUGAGACAAGAUUUGUGAACUGGAGUGCUGGGUCUUAGAGGAUGGCAUUGAUCUGGUAGGCAUAACUGAAACCUGGUGUAACAGAGAGAACCAGUGGGACAUGUGAGACACUGCCAGUGCAUCUACUUGGCCCUGGCCUUACCUGUGCCCCACACCAUCCCAGUAAGCAAGAAAUACACCACUGUUGACAGGGCAGCAGCACAACACUGUACCAUCUACUCCUGCAUGCUCCCUUCCUGUUCUUUUAGCAUGCUAGUUGUACCAGUUUCAAAGGAUGGCUCUGCCAUUUUGGAACUGGCCAUCCAUGUGGCGGAAUUCUUCGGUGGGGAUAAUGUGAAUUGAUUCAUUGGGUCGAAAGCCAGAAAUUAAGAAUAUAGCAAACAUUUUCAAAGCAGUACAAUUAAGGGGGUGAAACUUCAAGGUUGUCAAGGGAACUGGUUUUCUUGAAUGAGGGUUUAAUUGAGUGACCAAUCUCCUGAAAAGUUUUUGCAUUCAAUUCCAUAAGAAAUCUGAAUACAUGGUUAAAAUUAAUUUUGGCCCAUUAAUUAUAUAGCCAGUUAAUGUACUGAACAUACCGGUAUUGCAAACAAAGUCCUGUAGUUUUCUGAGUAGGGGGGAAAUAAAAAUAAUUAAAUUAAAUGAUGUGCUUAUCAUCCUGGGAUUUUAAAAAUUCAUUCCAAUUGUAUUCCUGCUUUUCUUUCUAUAGUAUGUGAAACUGUUUUUGAUAUACUGUUAAUAAAUAUGAGAUCUGUAUAUCUCUUGGGUCAAAUACACCUUAAUGUUACUGACCCAAUCUUGACAGGACAUGGCAGCAUCUCUAUCUCCUGUACUGCUUCUGAGGUGAAUCAUUCAGUCUCUGAGAUAGAUUCCUGACAAUUUAAAAAAUUGUGGUGGUGUUGGUAAUAAAUCCAGCGACAAAACUUGAGGCUUACCCCUCUUCCCUGUCAUCUUUUUUCCCCUGCUCAGUGAUUGAUUCCUUUAAUCCCCCUUUGUUUACAAAUAAAAUUUGGUUCUGUAUUGAUAAAUGACAUGUUAGAAAGGGAAAGGUCAAUUGCACCACUUUUAUUUACUGUCCAAAAAAUAGCUUCCCUUAGUCUUGGGGCAACUGAUGAAAUCCUAGGGUCUUAUUGGGGUUCACUCUGGGUCCAGAACCACUGGAAGUAGCCAACUUCCUACCUUCUUCACAUUGUCAUGACACUAUUGUGGUAUAGCGUGGACAAGGCCUAGUCACCAUAGCAACCAUUUCUCUGUCUUUCCCCUCAGUUCAGAAUCUAGAGGUCCAAGCCGAAAAAAUCUCUGUUCUCCAUUGCAAUUGGAAACAGAGGCUGUUUAUGAGCCAUAGAUUUGAACCAAUUCCAUUCCAUUGCUCUAUGGGCCUUUGCUUCAGUACUCCUGAACACAAACCGCACACACCCAAAACAAAGUAACAACAACAACAACCUGGUGCAAAAUUUCUAAAAACUCACACAGCUUUUUUUCCCAGUUUUAAUCCCAAUCUGUCUACAAUAUAAUGAUAGGUUAAAUUAGUUACUUAUAAAGCAACUACGUAAUAUAUAGUAUUUUAGAAAUAAUAUAUACGCUGGUUGGUAGCAGCCCCAGUGACAUGAGAUUUUUUUACAAUCAAGCAGUAUAUAAAUUUUAUGAAAUAAAUAAAUAAUUUAUUUCCAGGGAUAGAAUCCUGUGUCUGUAUAUUCCUUUCUGUUUUAUGGGUUAAGCUGGUUGGUGGUCAAAUAACAAUGCUGAAAAGGUAAUGAUUGGUAUUAGAGCUCCCUCUAUGGGGUUUAUAUGUAAUUGCUUAGUUGCUUGUUUGUCAAUGUAGAUGUGUUCUAGAUAAUAAUAUUUGCUAUUCUGGUUAUUACUAGCCAGUGUCAUUAAUUCUGAAUGUAUUAAAAGUAGUGCCAAUCCGAAGAAAGAUAACUGAGUUUCUUAGCGCUAACAAUGUAUGUUAAAUUGAUAACUUUGAUAGCAUAGAACACAGGUUGGCUUUCAUAGUACUAAUUGUAAGAGAUUUAUUUUGUGAUUUUGGACUUUCUCUUUAAGGUGUAUUCAAGUAGGAAAAUUUAUGGAUAUGUAGCUUCAAAAUGGUAGCCAAUGGAGAAGUUGUUGCUGUAGUAACAUGCACUAACUACGGGUUGCUGACUGAGCCAAAAUCGGUAGGGGACCUUAGAGGAAAUGAAUAGGAAUGGGAGUGAAAUUUGAUUCAGUGCACAUUUAAAGUUGAAUUUAUCAAUUAGACACUUUCCAAAGCAAUGUGAAAACCGAAACACAGCCAUCUUUCAAAAUUUGCACUUAACCGAAUUCUGUGACGCAAUUCUCCAACCAAUGUUUACAAAAAUGCAUUAUAUUAGGAGAGUUUGCUUGCAUAAAUGUGUGCAUUGGUCAAAACUGCAGACAAAAAUGUGUUUACUAUGAGAAAUUCACACUAAAAUACUGAAGAAUUUCCAUGAGGGCUUUUUAUAAUGAAAUCGACAAAUCACUGCAGAAAUGUGGAGAACUGAAUUUAAGAAUGGAAAAAUGAGAUCCUUCCAACCCUAGAAAUGAAUAUGUGCAAAUGGGCAUUCAGAUUUUGGCUACUUGAGGGUGGCUACAUCAGGAUGUUGGAGCCAAACAUAUUAGCCCCAUGGCUUCUAUUGGCAUCUAGUCUUCUGGUAACUUAACCCUAGGUUGGAAACAGCAUCAGCCACAUCUGAGACCAUUUGGAAGUGAUGUUUCUAAAAAUCUUAAGCAAUAAUAACUCUGGCUCACUCUGAAACACUAUAUUUCAAACCUAAUUGGAAUUACCCUGUGUCAAAUGGGAACAGACACGUGAGUGAAUUCUUAACACUGUAUUAUCUGGCUUGAUGCUUGUGAACGGUGGAUCUUUUACACAUACAAAAGAUAGUGAUUUAGCCUCUUAUUUGCUCUUAGUAUCUUCUCAAACACCUGUGAUUUUGAUACAGAUUUUUUUAAUGUUCACAGCUUUGCUGCAUACUUACUGUUUUGAUUAUUUUUUAUCACAUUUCUUCAUCUAGAAAAGUAACACAGAAGCAUUAGAGCUCCACUUUAUAUAGGAUAAAACAUUGCUAUCAGUGAUAGACAUCUUUAGAGAAGAUCAAACCUAUCCAUUCUUAAGGAAAUCAGCCCUGAGUGCUCACUAGAAGGACAGAUCCUGAAGCUGAGGCUCCAAUACUUUGGCCACCUCAUGAGAAGAGAAGACUCCCUGGAAAAGACCCUGAUGUUGGGAAAGAUGGAGGGCACAAGGAGAAGGGGACAACAGAGGAUGAGAUGGUUGGACAGUGUUCUCGAAGCUACCAGCAUGAAUUUGACCAAACUGCAGGAGGCAGUGGAAGACAGAAGUGCCUGGCGUGCUCUGGUCUAUGGGGUAACGAGGAGUCGGACAUAACUAAACAACAACAACAAAUUGGUCAUAGAAAAAUACUACUAAGCAUUACAGUACUUAUGAUUGCUGUUGCUAGUAAUUACUGUAGUGCCUUGUCACAGUGACAGUCAAAUGUAAAAAUCAAUACAAUGUAAAAAAAAAAGUCAUUCAUAUGAGGUAGAAUAAAUGAUUACUGGUGGAAAUCUUUUGAAGGCCUUUUAAAAAAAAAAUGAAUUUUCUGUGCCAUAAGUUCAUUAGUAACAAUAAAUAAAUACCAAGUUUUAUCAUUUCAGCUUAUUAUUAUUAUACUAAAUACAAGAAAAAUUAACAUGCUAAAUUAGAUCACUCUAGCACAGAGGUAACCAAUGUGGUGCCCUCCAGAUGUUUUGUUGGACUACAACUCCCAUCAUCCCUGACCAUUGACCAUAAUGGAUGUGGGUAAUGGGACUUGUCGUCCAACAACAUCUGAAGGGCACCACAUUUGCUACCCUUGCUCUAUGGAAUUUCCCAGUGCAAACUGAAAAUUAUUGAAAACAUUUACAGAAAACGUUUAUUUCCCCAGGCCUUAAUUUUUCAACAUUUCUCAUAAAUUCCUAGUAUUUUAUAAAACAUAUUCUAUACCUAUCAUUCUUUUUGGGUAAAAGGUCCCAGUCCAGCACUUUUAAAAGAGAAAACAAAAGACCUGCCUCUCCUGACCUCAUGGUCCACUCUAACUGCAGACUUGGCAUAAGAACACCUCUGAGAGGACUCUGCUGGCAUUAAAAAGAGAGUUCUGAAACAUCGUGCAAGGAAUGAAUCUUUACAACCACCAGGGAUGCUGAAGAACAUCUUUGUACAAGUUAUACUCCGAACAGGAUAUUUUGCCCUCAUGAAUGUGAUUUCAAAAGAAAUCAAUGAGGAUAACAGCCAUGCAUUUGAGAACGGAAGUCAGCUGUAAUCUAAGAAGAAGGGUUACAAAAAUAGCACAUUAACAGGGCAUUGCGGCAUUAGAGCAGCGAGUCAGCAUCUGAUCGUGUCUCUAGGGUUGUUGGUUGGAGUAAAAGGGUGAGAGGGUAGAGCCAAAGGAGAAAUUGUGAUCUUUAAAAUCAGUAAUUACUCUGAACUUGUGUGGCAUCUGCUGCUAUAAAUAGUGUUUAAUCCAAGGCUGGAAUUACUUUUGACAGGAAUCAGAAAUUAUAGUACUUAAGUUAAAUCUUUCCCCUUUUUAGUCCAGUUUUUAUCUUUGUGCAGUACUGCAUGCAGUUUGAAAACAUUUUAAGGUACUGUAUUUGACUAGGUUAAAUAAAACAUCAGGAAAAAUGACAUUUUAUUCACACAUUUGUUUUGCAAGCCCCUCAGAAUUCAUUACUCACCCAGGGGUGAUUGACUCUUUUUAGACUUAGGGACAGAACUUAAUCUUGUGGGAAAAUUCGUACCAUGCCUCUUCUUCUCUCCUCUUCCCCCCCCCCCAUAUGAUUUUUCGUGGUAUAUUUAGGGCUACAAAUAUAUACAUCUGUAUGUUUUAAACAGAUUAUAUAUAUAUAUAUAUAUAUAUAUAUAUAUAUAUAAUCGUUUUAAUUCUAUCAAUGUUUAAUUGUAUUUCAAUGAUGGAUUGCUCUACAUUUUAGCAGUUCUUGUAUUUAUCUGUAAGCCACCUUGAGUCCCGCCAGAGAAAAAGGCGAAGUAUAAAUACAUAAAUAAUAAUAACAAUAAUAAUAUUAUCAUCUGUAUUGUUAAAUCAUACACCUUAAAAGAUGUCUAUAGAAUUACAAGGUUUGUAUAUAAUUCUUCAAAAAUAUACCAUUUUAAAAAACUGUCUAGAAUGUCUAAACUGUGGAGACAGAUAAAUUAUGGAAAUAACAUUUUCUGUUUGAUAUUUUUUAUAUAUUGUUGCAGCCCAGAAGAUGGUGAGAUUCAUCCUGAGAUCUGUAGACUAUAUAUUCAGUUGCAGUGUUGCUUAGAAAUGUAUACGACAGAGAUGCUAAAAUCCAUAUGCCUACUAGGAUCACUUCAGCUUCAUCGAAAAGGUAUUCACCUACAUCAUAAAUGCUCUUGAUCUUGCUUCAUUCACUUCACUUGUCAUUGGCUAUGUGUUAAACAGGACUUUUGCCAUGCAGCUUCAUCUGUUAUUCUCCAACCAGCCUGCCUAUGGGAUGUUAGAACGCUUUUAUGCCUCAUUCUGGACAACUGUGUCCGUGCCAAAAUGCAUCUAGAAUUCUUGAAAACUUAGCCUACACUGUUGAUUUCAGUGGAAUAUGCACAUGGAUUAGUUGCUUCCAUUGAAAUAGAAAGAAUCAAUAUAUUGAUCAUAACCAUAAGUCAUUACAAGAUAAAAUUGAGAUAAGUAGCAAAAAAUUAUUAUAAAAUCCAUCUUACAUAUUUAUUAAAUAUUUGUUUGUUUGUUACAUUUAGAUCCUGCCUUUCAUCCAAAGAGCUCAAGGUCAUGAUCACCCCACACUCACAUCCUAUUCCUUCUUCCUUAACUCCUCCAUACGCAUAGUUAAAAUUUAUAGUUUUGCAGGAAUUUAGACCCAAAAAUCCCAUAUCCAAGAACAACACUAUUUCCAUUGGCCCGUAAUCAUUAAAAGAGAUGCAAUGGUUUCCUUUUAGGACUGUAGUUCCUCUUUGGUUUUUCCACCUAAAUAGGCCUCGGGUGAAUUGAUUGGGAAGCUGUGGUCCUCUUGUUGGAUUCCAUCAGCUCCGGCACACAUGGCUAGUGGUUAGGAAUGAUAGGGGUUGUUUUUUCCGGAUUGAUGUUUGCCUUGAUUUAUAGCUAAAGGGUGGGUUUUCCCUAGGAAAAGAGUGGGGCAAGGGGAAAACCUCUCGUGCCCAUGCUUUUUAGGCAUGGGACAAUCAUGCCUAUGGAUGAGCCCUAAUGCCCUAGUCCCUUCGUCCUCUUCAAUUCUUUCAUACUUAUCAGUGGGCUGCACACUGAGCUUGCAUAUGUCUAUCUGGCAUAGAUUGUGGUGUGUUAUAACAUAUCUAGCAGGUUGCAUUUCAUCAAUAUAUUUCACAGCUGCUGCAUCGUCUAUGCCUAGCACUAUUGGCUCUAUGUACAGUUUUCCAAGGAAAAGUCUACUGAGCUAGCCUAGUUGAUGUGUGUUAGCUUUUUCAUGGAAGUUUUCAUGAGAACCAGAAAGGGCUGAACAAAUGUUAGCAUUUGUGAAUAAGUAUGGCCCAAGUCUGGUCUCUGCUGGAGGAGGAGAGGGGGAAGACUGUACUUAUAGGUGUUUAGCAAAAGCAGGCUGUUCUGUUCAGCACUUUUGCUAACUUCAUCUUCCUCAUGGGUAUAGAACAACUCUGCAGAAUCAAAGCCUGGGGCUCUUUGUUGCUUUUUAUAUCUUUUGUAAAGUUCAGCUAGUUACCCAAGUUCAGACUACUCCUGGAGGGAGCUGACCUACAGGAGGAAAAGUAGGCUGCUUGUAUAGUGGAAAAAAUCUCAAGAACAAAAAUAGCUGCUCCACAGAAAUACAUCGAGCUGUUUCUAAUCCAGAUGUGCCCUUCUCUUGCAAACACGAUGCUUUCCUCCCACACACUAAUUGGGCAGAAGACAACGUUAGCAUGCCUUGUGUAGGGCACAUCUACUGUGGAGCCAUAUAAGAAAUGCAUCUCCGCUCAUCUGUUCCCUGUUAAUUCAUGCCAGUAAACAAUACUAGGAAAUGUGGGGACGUACUUUCCAUCAAUAGGACCUGUUCUUACAGCUGUCAUUAUUUAUAAAGCACAUUUAUAUAAGCGGUGAAUGCUUUUAAUGCACAAAUGCUGUUGGGUUUUUAUAAUAUUUUCACAAUAAGCCCUCAUUUCUGUAGUAGCUUGCUACUCUAAAUGCCCAGUCAUAAUUUGGGGAGCUGCUGCAGCGUAAUGUGAGUUGGGAAGCCUCAUCUGGUUCAAAUAUUUACUUCAACCAUGAACUUGCUGGGUAGCUUUAGGCAAGGCAGCAUUUCCUCAGCUUUUUUCUACCCUCUCCCCAAUCUGUAGCAUGGCAACAAAGAUAUAUUUUACAGCAUUGUUGUCAGGAUUACUAAGGAUACAUUUGAAGUGUUUGGCACAGUCAGGAAAAGUGUUACAUAACUGCAAAUUUUAUUAGAAAAUAUUCAUAGGGAACAAAGGAAGGUAGCCUACACCAGGUCAGGUGGUUUUUCCUUUUAGCCCAGCGCAGUUAGAAAAGUAUCCAAAAUGACAUACCCAGACAGUGCUUAAUUGCAUCCACCCCUGACUUUGGGUUAACUAUAGCCUCCAAGUAGGAAUAGAGGUGAGUGGUCUUUAUUUGGAAAAUGUGGUGCAAAUUGAUCUCCGCAGGCUUCAUCCGUUCAUCACCUGGGCCCAUGUGAAAGAGGCCCUAACCACUCAAAUUAGAUUCACUGGCUAACAUUGUGCAUUUGCAAUAAUAAUAAUAAAUUAAUUAUACCCCGCCCAGCCCAGAGUUUCCCCAGCCACUCUGGGCGGCUCCCAAUCGAGUCUUAAAAACAAUACAGCAUUAAAUAUUAAAAACUUCCCUAAACAGGUCUGCCUUCAGAUGUCUUUUAAAAAUAAGGUGGUGGCGAGGUAAAUUUUCUUCACUACUGUUGCCACCACAGAGCAGACCCUAAAGUGGUUUAUAACUAAAGCUGGAAUGAAAUAUUUUGUCUAGCUUUUUCCAGGUGAAGCAAAACACCCCUUCCAGUGUUGAUUCAGUCUUUUCGGAGCAGGUAAAAUUAUUUCAUAGGGAAGUCUCACCCUUCAAAUAACAGGUAGCUGAGGGUGGUUCCUUUCCCUUUUAGCUGUUUCAAGGUGCAGCUUGAUUGACCACAGCCAUCCAGUAGUAUCCAUGGGGACAGAACAUCCCUGGGAAUGAUGCAACAUUAAGACGUAGCAUUGCUCUCUGGAACAUUCUUGUGGAGAAAAGAUGGCUUCCCCCAUGGACAUCUAGUCAGGGCGAUUGAAUCCUAAUAAAGCACAGCUACAGGGUUCUAUAUUUUCAGGAAUUCUUCUUUGCUCCCUAUUAGGCAGCAACUUAAUACAUGGAAAGGUUUUUUUAGUUGAAAUAUGGCUAGGAAAUGUUGUUAUUCAAAUAUUUUUUCACUUAGGCUAAAUAUUUCUAUAACUAAUCUAAUUUUUAAGUAAGUUGCUGAGUACCACACAGAUGUGAUUGCAGAAGUGUUGAGUGCAUCUAUUGGAUGGUGCAUGUAAAAUCUCAAGUCCAAACCCGCCCUCCAGCCUGCCAUUUUAUCUACAGUACUUCUUUUUAGAGCUGAGCACUUUCCCCACUAAAAUUAGCCGUGAAGCAUGGAGAGAGACCCUUAGAAUUGUCAAAACAACUGGAAUAACUCUUAAGGAACUGCUUUUUUCACCCACUGCUAUUCACAGACUAUGUACUCUUCUUUUCUUCAUUUUUUUUUAUUGCAAACAUAGCACGAAAAGCGGUGAGGAAAGAAACAAAGUAAACUCCCAUUAACAAUAAAAUAAUCCCUUGAGAAAGAUCAAAAUAAUCUCAGCAAUCCUAAUUUAAAUAAACACACUAAUAUAGACAAUCCAUAUGUUCUAAUAUGAAUCCAAGCGAGGUUGACGUUUAUAAAAUAGACCUUGAAAUGUAGAAAGGGCAGUAAGAACUUCAAACCACUGAGUAAUGGAUGGUGGGUGUUUGUCCUUUCAACCUUGAGCUAUAAGUCUCUUUGCAGUCAUAAAGACUCACAGGAUCCACUUUUGUCAUACCCUUACACUCCAGUGCUAAGCACACUAACUUUGGUUAUUUAUUUUAUUUCAAAUACAUCUAAAACUAUUAUAUUUCCAUGUAUGAAUUCGUUGUAUUUAUAUAUCACCUUUCUGCCAAGAUAUCAAGGUGAUUUACAUAUUUUAAAAUACCAAAGCAAGCAUGUCAUAAGAGUUUUCUCAGAUCCUUUAAGUGGCCCUUUUAGGAGCUGACAGCCUCACUUUAAUAUUUAUUAUCUACUUUUAUUUCUCAAAGGAAACCAACAGCAGGCAAGGGGGGCGGGAAACAGGUCAAUGCAACAAUGUCAGAACAGUCAAUGUAACCGCGGUUUGAACAAUAAAUUAGAAAUAAUUCCACAGUUAUAGCAAAUGAACAUCAAAACAGUGCCACAAAUUCAAAAUGCCUAUGAAAAUUCAGGAUGACAUGCAUUAAAUGGCAAUUCAGUUCAGGAAUGACAUAGUUUAAAAUCCAAAAAUAUAGUGGGGCUAUUUCUCUGUACCAAGGGUAACGUCAGUACACACAUCCAAUAAACGUAGUAACCUGUCUUGCAAAGGCUAAAAUGGCUUGGGCUAUUGUCAGGAAUGCAGCCCAGGAUUGGAGGAGUGCACAGAAACCUAGGCAAUGCUACCAGCUAUCAAAAUACAGUAUAAUUUCAUUUCUUCAAAAGCUGUUAGUCAUGCAAUACAUUCACACAUGCUCUGCAGUGAUACACUUACCAAGAUACUUGCUCUGUCUAACUAGAUGGCCAGUCCAGUAGCAUAGAGAGAUGUAUGAAGUGGGUGCCUAUUAUUAUUAUUAUUAUUAUUAUUAUUAUUUAUAAAUCCGGAGGUCUCAGUUUACCAAUGUAAGCUUCAUAUGCUGUUUGGGGUGCUGCAGAGGUCUUCAACCAAAAGUGACUCUGGGCCCAAAUUUCCUAUAUGGUGCUUAAUCUGUUGCUACUUGACUAGUGAACUGAUGUGCUGAAUGCAGAUAUCUUUGGAAUUGCAAGGAGUUCUCUAAAUAUGUGACCUAAGGUCAUAAUCUCUGACCUCUAGAGGGCAAAUGGGCAUAGCUGUCCUGAAACCUUACUCUCUUCUUCCAAGGGCUGCUCUCAGUAAACAAUGUCCUGCUUAUCUGUUCAGCAAGCUGUUUUUUCUUUGUGGCAUGCUCACAGUCUAAGCAUUUCGUAAUUCAUCUCAUCCCUACAAUAAAUUCUUAAUCACAAUGUAAUUGAUUACAUUAACAAUAAUAAUAUUAUAAAGGUAUAUGAAUAUUUGCAAAAUCUAUAGCCACAUUUGGCAAAAUAAUAUCUGACUUACUGCGUUGUGGGACAGCAUUGUCUAGAUAAGUCCUUAGGCAUGUCUUCCACAAUCCUUGAAAAAAUUGGUUGGCCUAACAGUUAGAUACAAGUCUGACUACUGCCACAUCCUGAAACCUCUUCUCCGUGUGUACUUCAUAAAAAGAAGCAGAGAGAAGACUAAUGUGAAAAUUAAUCCUACCCAUCAACAGGUGAACCAGUGACCAGGAAAAUCUUGAGAACUGUCUGGCAGCUUAUUGUUAGCCAUGCCUCAUGACAAAUUUAGGAAUUUACAAGGUGUUGGCCUUCUGUGCACAGAUGCCACUUCAGAGUUACCCUUUGUCUGGGGCUGAGUUGCUGCACUGGAAAAUGUGGAAUGACUGCCUGGAGGCAAUCAAGUGCUUCUCAUGUGGAAAUUGCUGAAUGCCAGAGUUUAUUACUUUGUCCUCAUUGUGAGUGUGCAACUAGCACUUGUGCUGUCUAAAAGAAUUCAUUAUUUUGCAACAGUGCACUCAGUUGUCUCUUAUAUUCAAACAAAUUUUUGAUUUAAUUCAAUUAGAAGAGAUCCUGAGCAAGGAACCCUCUAAACUAUCAAAGGCUCCCUUUUGCUUUAUUUUUUACAUUUGUGUAGCUGGCCCAUCACUUUCCACCUUACCCCUUUGACUCAGACCACUUGUGUUAGCCUGAGUGAGUUACCUUGUGUGUUAAAUGAAUUAUUUCCAAAGCAUGGCAUUUUACCUAAACGAGGCCAAAAAAAUCAAUGUGAGACAUGCUCUAAGGAAUUCAUAUAAUCAAACAGGUAGUUUAAAAAAUGAAACAUCUGUGACUCUGCUACAGUGCUUCCCUGAUGGAAAUUCAAAAUGAUAUCGAAAUGGUGCACUGAGGACACUCCAAAAUAAAACCAGUGCUACACGGCAUUUGCCAGACCCAGUUCAGAAACCUCCCAAACUGAAACUCAUUGCACAUUUGUUGUUUAGCAUUUUGUGUGCAACAUAUAGCGAAACAUCUUAGAACAUAAAAGUUUUUGAUAGUUAAUGUUUUAACUUUCAAGGGUUAAAAUAUUAAACUAGGGUGUGUUUCUCGCCUAAUUUUGAGCUAAGUAAGCAUAAAAGGAAUAAAUUGGUUAAAUAAUGUGUUCUGGUUCCCUCACUCUUAAUUUCAAAAUGUACAAGUGCUAUAAGAAACAAAAAUUAAGUUGGAGGGGAGAUCUUUAGAUGUGCUGAGGAGGAGAUGUUGAAAUGUACUCACCUGUUUUCAUAGGGAGAAAUGAGGACCCUGAAAAUGACUUUCAAUGUUGUGGUGACUAAAAUUGGGGUAGAUGUUGCCUGAUGCUCCAGGUUUAUUCUGCACUGCUGUGUUUUAUUUAAUUACUGUUCUUUAUGUACUAUAUUUUAUUGUAUUUAUAUUAUGUUGGAAACUACCCCAAGUUCACUGUGUGAUGAAUGGCAGUCUAGAAAUCAUAUAUAUACAUAGUAAGAGAUUUCAUAGCAGUUUGUAGAGUGCUGUACAGCAAUUGCAUUUAAUUAUGUCUGACAGACAGAUUAGUUAAGGAGAUCAUUACAAGAUGCUCUGUGAUAAGAAUGGGGCUGCAUGAGGGAAGAGGCAUCAUUGACAAAUAAUUUCAUGCUAUAAAUAGAGUUCAUAAGCAAAGAUAGCCUUGGAAAUGUGUGCAUAACAAUAGGUGGUGGACCCAUAGAAAGAAGAGGGGUGGCUGAAGAGAAGCUGGACUUCUUUGGGAAGAGUAACAGAAUAGAAAUUUAAGAACUAAGAAAUAAUAAUAAAGUUGUCAGGAGGUAUCAGGCUGCGUACCUCACUAGUUGUUCACUUUCCUUUACUUAAUAGAAGGGGAAUGAAAUCUACAGAAUAUGUAAAUCCACGCAAAAUUUCAUUAUUUAUAUAGGUCACACAGAACUGAACUUUCCAUAGUACAGAAUUUUUAUUUAUUUACCUUAUUUCAUUAGUUCAUAGUAUACAUAGCACUCAAGUCCAGCAAUUAUUUCAAGAAUGAGAGAUGCUGGGUGUGGGGAAGUGUGGUAAUGAGGUUUUUUGUAAUUAUAGUUUGUUUUGUUUUUGACCAUUUGAAAGGGAUAGAGACUUGUGCAGCAUCCAAGAUCAUAGACAGUAAAGUAGAGGAGAGUUCAGAAGUCCCUAUUUUAGAAGACACAUCAUCUUCACCAACAGACAUCCAACAACAUUUAUGGCAGGUUUCCACGGAUAUUGAAAAUACUGAAAGGUAUGUGUUCUAUUUAUUAUUCCUAAUUUGAUCCCAUUAAACACUGAGGCAUGUGUGGAAGUAGACCUUUGUCUCCACAUCCCUUCAUGGAACUUCACAAAUAGCUUGCUGGAAUAAAAAUUGCAUCUAAAUGAGCAGCAAUUCUCCUUCUUAAUCUUUAUUACUGAUCACAUUGGAAGAACAUACUUGAAUAAAAUUGGAGACUUACAGUGGUCUUUUUUAUUAUAACUCCAUCACUUGUCCAUUAGACAUUUGCAAAAAUUAUUCAGUCCAACAUUUUGAUUUUGAUUUUAUUUUUAUCCUUUUUGUUCAGACGUAGUACUAUUUUUGGAAUCCUGAAAAGCAGAAGCAGCUUUUAUCUAAGCUUAAGCAAUGUCUGUUCUAUUUGAACAGUUCUGUGCUUCAUUUCUACAGGGAUAUGAGAGAAAUGAAAAACCUUUUAAGCAAACUCAGGGAGACUAUGCCUUUGCCACUGAAAAAUCAAGGUAAGCCUUUCUUUUCUGCGUCUGAUAAUUGGAUAGUUAAGUGAUCAGACUUGGUUUCUUCUGGUAAUGUUAAACAAACUCCUAAUAUUCUAAAUAGAGAAAAGGUUUGACAAUGUAACGUUCCUCUAAAUUAUUAAAAAAUUUUUAUAGAAGUGUGGCUUAGCUUCUUAGCCUUUACCCCAGUUGAAAUAAAGUUUGCACUCAUAUACAUCCCUUUAUUCUUAUCUCUUUAUUUCGAUUCAUAAUUUCCCUCUAUGGUCUCCCUAUUGUUGAAAUUUAAAUUGCAUGCCAAGGAAGAUUGGAAAAUGUUUGUGGAUUAUUUAAAAACUCAGUGUAAACAUGUUAAGAUGCAAAUAGGAUUUGACUGAGAGCUGCAGUGGAAACGACAGUGGAAUUUUGUUGUUGUUGCUUUUUUUUUUUUUUUUUUGUAGAAGCAAAGGCAUGGAGUAACUAUAAUAUGCAGCACAAAUUGAAAUUUUGGGGGAACCAUGAAGGGAGAGAGGGAAAGUCCUAGGUUGACUGAUUUAUUGUAAAACCCAAAAUGUUGUUUAAUUAUUAUUAUUAUUAUUAUUAUUAUUAUUAUUAUUAUUAUUUAAAUAUCUAUAAAUAAAAUUAAUAAACCACCCUGAGACCUCCGCCUAUAUGGCAGUAUAAAUUCAAUAAAUAAAUGAAAAAAAUGAAAAAGAAAAAGGGCAAGGUUUAGGUUAGCAAGGUUAGAAGAAACUGUGGUGUGACUUGAGGGAGCAAGGCAAGCUGAAGGGCAAGAAUAUUUCUGUACCUAUGGGAGAAGCAGAACCCUCUUGGAAUACCGAUGCUCUGAACUUCUCCAUAGCAAGUUCACGUUUUAUAUAUGGGUAAAUAAAGCAUGCAAAAAUAAAAAAAGAAGUUUAAAUUGCAUGCUUCUCAAACCUGCUAUUUUUCUCUCUCAUGUUACUUGGUAAACUUGAUGGCACUAAAUGAAUAAUAUUGUUAGUGACGUCGCAGUCAGACCUUGCCUGGUACCCAUAGAUCAGAACAUACAACUCUGGUCUUAUGUCUCAAUUCAAAGUGGUAGUUUUGGUCUCUAAAAUCCUAAUUGGGCCUGGGUUAUCUUAGGGACUGCUUCUCCUGUAUAGAUGAUGGUUGGAUUUAUUUUCGUUUCAUGUAUUUGUAAGCUUCUUUGGGUACAAAAGUAAAAGUAUGGGGUAGAAAUAAAUAAUUAUUAACUAGGUAAUUAUUAGCAACUUAAGGAAUUAAGAGCUGGACAACGCUAAAUUAUGAAGGGGCAUCAUGUUCAACUAGCUGUGCCUAGAGGAGUUACUUCUCUACUAAAACAUGAUAAAAAUGAUGGAGAAUAAAUUCAAAUAUUUCUGUGGAGUUUAAAUGGAGGUUGCCAACAAAACUCACAUUAAAGUUCAGUAUGAUAGCCCUCAUUGCUAUCUGCCACUCAAUGAUUAGAUGUAAUCUCCCAUUCAUCUCACACCUUAUAAAAUGAAUUUAAGCACUGGUUUCAGAAUAAAUUUGAAGAUUUUCCCUCCCUGAACCAAUUUCAAAUUAUACAUUUUUCUUCAUGGAGGAAUACUUGCAGUGAGCUGUUGAAGCUCAUGUAUUUGCAGUGCUGGCCCAAGCCAUUUCAGUGCCAGGGGCAAAACCUCUAAACAGGGUUCCUGUCCUCCGCCAUUUAGCAGUGUUUAAGAACAUAAGAGCCUGCUGGAUCAGGCCAAUGACCCAUCUAAUCUAGCAUCCUGUUAUUACAGUAGUCAACCAGUUACCUAUGGAAUGCCCACAAGUAGGACCUAAAUGCAAUAGGGCUCUCCCUACCUGUGAUUCCUAGCAACCGUAUUCAGAGACAUAACGCCUCCAACCAUGGAGCAGGAACACAGCCAUCAUGGCUAGUAGCCAUUGAGAGUCUCAUCCUCCGUGAAUUUAUCAUAUCCUCUUUUAAAAGCUAUUCCAGUUAGUGGCCAUCGCUGCCUCUAGUGGAAGCGAAUUCCAUAGUUUCACCGGGUGUUGCUUAAAAGACGUACAGUCAUACCUCGGAAGUCGAACACCAGUGUGGUGUAGUGGUUAAAAGUGGUAGUCUCGUAAUCUGGUGAACCAGGUUCGCGUCUCCGCUCCUCCACAUGCAGCUGCUGGGUGACCUUGGGCUUGUCACACUUCUUUGAAGUCUCUCAGCCCCACUCACCUCACAGAGUGUUUGUUGGGGAGGAAGGGAAAGGAGAAUAUUAGCCGCUUUGAGACUCUUUAGGGGAGUGAUAAAGCGGAAUAUCAAAUCCAAACUCUUCUUCUUCUUCGGCUCCCGAACGCCGCAAACCCGGAAGUGAGUGUUCUGGUUUGCGAACGUUCUUUGGAACCCGAACAUCUGUCAUGGCUUCCAAUUGGCUGCAGUAGCUUCCGUUCUGCUUCCAAGGUACCACUGUAUUUUCUUUUGUCCUGAAUCUUCCAAUGUUCCGCUUCGUGUGGUGUAUCUGAGUUUUAUCAUUAUAAGAGAGGGAGAAUUUUUUUUUAUUACAGUUCAGCAGAAGGUUCUCCCAUGCAGAGCCAUUAAAAUUCCUGCAUAGCUUCCAUUCUUUUCAAUGAAACUUGUGCAGGAGAACUUCGCAGAGGAUUGAGCCUCAUGAUUUCUAUCUCUUUGAAUCCCACUCUACCAGUCCUACUGGCAACCAGGAUCCAUCAUUUGAAGCAGCUGCCUCACCUUACCUCAUUGUAAAGUAAAGCAGUGGUUGUGGCAACUCAGAAGUUCACAUUUACUUGGUAUGGUGACCCAUCAGUUUAUUGCCACAUGGACUUUACAUCUUUGACAGUUUUUGGUUCCAUGCAUUUUAACUGCGGGUUUGCCUGUUUUAUGACUGUUACUUGAGGCAUUCAAGCCAAAAUUUACAUAACCCCCCUAUUAGUAUGGAAUUUGAUGAAAGAUGCCAUGUGCUGGUGCAUUAGAGGCGAGCUGUAAUAGGCACUCAAAACAACUUCCAGUAUAAAUGUCUCACCAGAUCUGCCGCAGCUAUCAGAGCAGUUCCCAAGUGCUAAGACGUAAGACUCAAGCUUUUCUGAUAUUUGGUUACAAGUGUCAACAUGAUGUUAUAAUAAGCCAACAAAUCAACAAGUGGUAAUAGGUAUUCAUCAUGAAAAACAAUUAUCUAGGGUUUCUUUACAAAGUCUCCCCCCCCCCUGCAAAUCGUGACCCACAGGUUGCAAAACUCUGAAGUAACACACAGAAAACAUGUCCUUCAGAAUAUAUGCUUUGCUGCUGCUCAGCUUAAUUCUAUCUUUUGUUUUUUUAAAUCGCAGAUGACAGCAGCCUCCUAAACUUGACUUCAACUCCUUAUCCAUUAGUGCGAAGACGGAAGCGGAGGUUCUUCGGAUUGUGCUGUCUUGUCUCGAGCUAG